Messenger RNA from Coregonus sp. 'balchen', 52561 nucleotides. NCBI's taxonomy places the organism in Eukaryota, Metazoa, Chordata, Actinopteri, Salmoniformes, Salmonidae. The record is from the annotation of a GenBank genome assembly.
AUGGAAACGCAAGCGUUAGCCCCGGGUGUAUUCUUGAUCCUGAGUGCCAUCAUCGCCGAGUCAGAAGUUUAUCUCUCCACGUUGCAUUCUGGGAAUGGAAAGUCACUGUCAGCCACCACAAGUGCUUUGGAUGCUGAAGCUCAUCGUAACAACUUCCAGGCAAGGUUAGGAGGCUAUCGAUUUCCUUGUCUUUGUAGAAUCCUAUUGGGGAAAAGAUGCAUAGCCAUUUUCACUUUAAGCACCAUUUGAUUUUUGUUUGAGAUCAUUGCAGCUCUUGUGGUGAAAUAACAAUUACACGUUUGAUGAGUAGCUUCUGAUCUUUGAAAUGGCUUGUUCACAAAGUAACCACUCUGAUUGAUUUGAUGUAAAUACAUCCAGGCUUUUAAUGGGAUGCAAACUAGCUUGAUAGUUUAGCUACACAGAAGCCCCAUAUAUUUCUGUCCCAGACAAUGGGUACGUCUACAUGCACACAAUACUAUGAUUAUUGUGAAUACUCAGAUUGUGAAUACCUAAAAUUCGAAAGAUUGCAAAAAAAUCUAGGUGUUUUAAUCAGAGUAUGCUGCUUACUUAGAUUAUGACCUUACGCUGAUUAAGAUAAGCAUGGCCUAUUGCCAGAAUCAGUUUGUUAUUGAAUUAUUAGUGUGCAUAUAAACAUACUCAGUGGAAAGUCUCAGCUCAACUGAUGCCAUUUAACCGAUGCUACUAAGCACCUGUCCUGAAUCAGGACUUAACGAGGGGUGUGGCCAAUUACCGCCUACAACAUUCUCAACCUAGACACAAUGAAUCAACUGUAGAGAUGUAGAUGGUAGUAUGCUUGUAAUAUUGUAGAGAAUGUGUAAUGAAAAUAACAUCUAGGCCCCUUGAAGCGAACAAUCAAUACCAACAUCAAUUAAAACAUUGAGGAAGUGAGUAAAUGUUUCUGGUGAAGAUUUGCAUCUUCACACAUGAUGAUUCAAUCACUGAGCCUGGGCACAGUCCUCAUUGAGACUUCCUCCUAAUAAUAGAGUUUGGGGAGAAAUGAAAUGGCAGAAUGAGAAAUUGGUUAUCGUGAAAUGGGAUCCAUUCCAGACACAGGCCAUAGGCAAUUUCUAGUUUCCAUUUAUUUGUUCAGAUACCUAUUUUGCAAAAAGAUGGAGGGGCUAAGAAAUCCCAUUAAAUGUCAGGGAUUCCAUUUGUACACUUCAAACUUUUGCUCAAAUCGAAAUUGUUUCCAACUCUAAAUACAGUACAGUAAGUAAAUAGUGCUAUGAACAAUACCUUUCCUACUCUGUUAGCAAUAUCCCUGUCUUCUUAACAGACACACCCUGUUAGCGUUGCAAAAGGGAAUGAUUUGUAUUGUUGUAUAACCAACUGUGAACUUGAUAUUGAAACGCUUGGUGUUAUCCAAUGCUGAUAUGAGAGGCUGGAAAAAUCAAUAAGGACAUAUUUUCUAGGGAGAACGCACCCGUGCACGUCCACACUGCUAUAUCUUUCAGAGGAACACCCACACAUCUCUCCCAACACCCAUUGUGGGCCUUUCAUACAACUCAUUAUUUUCUCAUUUUGAGCCUGUCUUUGGGUUUCAUCUUUGUCUUGGAUGAAUUAUAGAUGUCAGAAUUAAUGUUCACGUGACAAAAAUGUAAUUAGCAAACUAUCCUAGCAAUGAGAACUGAUUCAAUUUUCUAAGGAAUUGGAUGUCAUUUCUGAUCUGUCAUCUCCGUAAUGUCAUCUCCGUAAUGUCAUCUCCGUAAUGUCAUCUCCCAUAUGUGGUGGAGGACAGUUGUUCAGUCACAUAUGAUUGAAUUGAGACUACAAUACAUCAGGGAUAAAUGUUUGAUGUCCUUGAGCAGGUUAUAUCCUCUCCUCUUUCAUCUCUUAGACACUUGAUUAGGUUCCUACACGUUGUUGGUUCAUUUGUUGUAUUGCUUUAGUUCCCUGUAUGUAUGACUGUAGCUGUGGUGGGUCAAAUCGGCUGCAUUUUCCUCUGAGACUCAGUUUCCCAAUGUUAAUUAAGGCUAGAGAGACAUACACACACAGAUUGGCAUGGCAACCAUCCAGGGUGUGUGUGUGUGUGUGUGUGUGUGUGUGUGUGUGUGUGUGUGUGUGUGUGUGUGUGUGUGUGUGUGUGUGUGUGUGUGCGUGAGCCUCAGAGGGAGAGAGAACUAAUGCAUUAUUAUUGAGGGGGAUUUAUUAGGUGUGAUAGGAGAAAAUGGGAUUGGACAUGACUGAAACAUAUUCCUGGAGAUCCCCAAUCUCUGGAGCUGCGGUAAUUAAACAUGUGUGCAGAAAUGAUCACUGGUUGAACCAUAUGGCCUAUGUUUAGGGCUUCUGGGCACAUCACCUGCAUAAUAACCGGACCAGUGUUCAAAUACUAUUUAGUCAUUUCAAAUACUUUAUCUGGGCUUGAUUCCGCUUGCCUGACGCAAUGGAACCGAUAGAAUAGUUGCAAAACUGAAAAACCCACCCUACCCGCACUCCGGCCAGGCUCAAACAAACGCUCAAAGUAUUUGAAAGAUUUUAAAUAGUAUUUGAACCCAGGUCUGAUAAUAACAAGGUCAAAACCACCCAAUGAUGUAAUGCUAACAUGAUCCAUACAUCCCAUAUACAGUCAUGAUCCAUACAUCCAAUAUACAGUCAUGAUCCAUACAUCCCAUAUUCAGUCAUGAUCCAUACAUCCCGUAAACAGUCAUGAUCCAUACAUCCCAUAUACAGUCAUGAUCCAUACAUCCCAUAUACAGUCAUGAUCCAUACAUCCCAUAUACAAUCAUGAUCCAUACAUCCCGUAAACAGUCAUGAUCCAUACAUCCCGUAUAUAGUCAUGAUCCAUACAUCCCAUAUACAGUCAUGAUCCAUACAUCCCGUAAACAGUCAUGAUCCAUACAUCCCGUAAACAGUCAUGAUCCAUACAUCCUGUAUAUAGUCAUGAUCCAUACAUCCCAUAUACAAUCAUGAUCCAUACAUAGUCAUGAUCCAUACAUCCCAUAUACAGUCAUGAUCCAUACAUCCCAUAUACACUCAUGAUCCAUACAUCCCAUAUACAGUUAUGAUCCAUACAUCCCAUAUACAAUCAUGAUCCAUACAUCCCGUAAACAGUCAUGAUCCAUACAUCCCGUAUAUAGUCAUGAUCCAUACAUCCCAUAUACAGUCAUGAUCCAUACAUAGUCAUGAUCCAUACAUCCUGUAUAUAGUCAUGAUCCAUACAUCCCAUAUACAAUCAUGAUCCAUACAUAGUCAUGAUCCAUACAUCCCAUAUACAGUCAUGAUCCAUACAUCCCAUAUACAAUCAUGAUCCAUACAUCCCGUAAACAGUCAUGAUCCAUACAUCCCAUAUACAGUCAUGAUCCAUACAUCCCGUAUAUAGUCAUGAUCCAUACAUCCCGUAAACAGUCAUGAUCCAUACAUAGUCAUGAUCCAUACAUCCCAUAUACAGUCAUGAUCCAUACAUCCCAUAUACAAUCAUGAUCCAUACAUCCCGUAAACAGUCAUGAUCCAUACAUCCCAUAUACAGUCAUGAUCCAUGCAUCCCGUAUAUAUAGUCAUGAUCCAUACAUCCCAUAUACAGUCAUGAUCCAUACAUAGUCAUGAUCCAUACAUCCCAUAUACAAUCAUGAUCCAUACAUCCCGUAAACAGUCAUGAUCCAUACAUCCCAUAUACAGUCAUGAUCCAUACAUCCCGUAUAUAGUCAUGAUCCAUACAUCCCGUAAACAGUCAUGAUCCAUACAUAGUCAUGAUCCAUACAUCCCAUAUGCAAUCAUGAUCCAUACAUCCCAUAAACAGUCAUGAUCCAUACAUCCCAUAUACAGUCAUGAACCAUACAUCCCGUAUAUAGUCAUGAUCCAUACAUCCCGUAAACAGUCAUGAUCCAUACAUAGUCAUGAUCCAUACAUCCCAUAUACAGUCAUGAUCCAUACAUCCCAUAUACAAUCAUGAUCCAUACAUCCCGUAAACAGUCAUGAUCCAUACAUCCCAUAUAUAGUCAUGAUCCAUACAUCCCAUAUAUAGUCAUGAUCCAUACAUCCCAUAUAUAGUCAUGAUCCAUACAUCCCAUAUAUAGUCAUGAUCCAUACAUCCCAUAUAUAGUUAUGAUCCAUACAUCCCAUAUAUAGUUAUGAUCCAUACAUCCCAUAUACAAUCAUGAUCCAUACAUCCCGUAUAUAGUUAUGAUCCACACAUCCCAUAUAUAGUCAUGAUCCAUACAUCCCAUAUAUAGUCAUGAUCCAUACAUCCCAUAUAUAGUUAUGAUCCAUACAUCCCAUAUAUAGUCAUGAUCCAUACAUCCCAUAUAUAGUCAUGAUCCAUACAUCCCAUAUAUAGUCAUGAUCCAUACAUCCCAUAUAUAGUUAUGAUCCAUACAUCCCAUAUAUAGUUAUGAUCCAUACAUCCCAUAUAUAGUCAUGAUCCAUACAUCCCAUAUAUAGUUAUGAUCCAUACAUCCCAUAUAUAGUCAUGAUCCAUACAUCCCAUAUACAGUCAUGAACCAUACAUCCCAUAUACAGUCAUGAACCAUACAUCCCGUAUAUAGUCAUGAUCCAUACAUCCCAUAUACAGUCAUGAUCCAUACAUCCCAUAACAAUCAUGAUCCAUACAUCCCGUAAACAUUUAUGAUCCAUACACCCAUUAAAAGUCAUGAUCCAUACAUCCCAUAUUAGUCAUGAUCCUACUCCCAUAUAUAGUUAUGAUCCAUACAUCCCAUAUAUAGUUAUGAUCCAUACAUCCCAUAUACAAUCAUGAUCCAUACAUCCCGUAUAUAGUUAUGAUCCACACAUCCCAUAUAUAGUCAUGAUCCAUACAUCCCAUAUAUAGUCAUGAUCCAUACAUCCCAUAUAUAGUUUAUGAUCCAUACAUCCCAUAUAUAGUCCUAAACCCUACCCCAUAUAUAGUCAUGAUCCAUACAUCCCUAUAUAGUCAUGAUCCAUCCAUCCCCUAUAUAGUUUUUGAUCCAUACAUCCCUAUAUAGUCAUGAUCCAUACAUCCCAAUAUAGUUAUGAUCCAUACAUCCCAUAUAUAGUUAUGAUCCAUACAUCCCAUAUAUAGUUAUGAUCCAUACAUCCCAUAUAUAGUUAUGAUCCAUACAUCCCAUAUAUAGUUAUGAUCCAUACAUCCCAUAUAUAGUUAUGAUCCAUACAUCCCAUAUAUAGUCAUGAUCCAUACAUCCCAUAUAUAGUCAUGAUCCAUACAUCCCAUUUAUAGUUAUGAUCCAUACAUCCCAGAUAUAGUUAUGAUCUAUACAUCCCAUAUAUAGUUAUGAUCCAUACAUCCCGUAUAUAGUUAUGAUCCAUACAUCCCGUAUAUAGUUAUGAUCCAUACAUCCCAUAUAUAGUCAUGAUCCAUACAUCCCAUAUAUAGUCAUGAUCCAUACAUCCCAUAUAUAGUCAUGAUCCAUACAUCCCAUAUAUAGUUAUGAUCCAUACAUCCCAUAUAUAGUUAUGAUCCAUACAUCCCAUAUAUAGUUAUGAUCCAUACAUCCCAUAUAUAGUUAUGAUCCAUACAUCCCAUAUAUAGUUAUGAUCCAUACAUCCCAUAUAUAGUUAUGAUCCAUACAUCCCAUAUAUAGUUAUGAUCCAUACAUCCCAUAUAUAGUUAUGAUCCAUACAUUUGUUUAGUUUUUUUUAUUUAGCAGACACUCUUAUCCAGAGCAACUUACAGUUAGUGAAUGCAUACAUUAUUUUGAAUACUGGCCCCCCGUGGGAAUCGAACCCACAACCCUGGCGUUGCAAACGCCAUGCUCUACCAACUGAGCUACAUCCCUGCCGGCCAUUCCCUCCCCUACCCUGGACGACGCUGGGCCAAUUGUGCGCCGCCCCAUGGGUCUCACGGUCGCGGCCGGCUACGACAGAGCCUGGAUUCGAACCAGGAUCUCCAGUGGCACAGCUAGACCCCUGCGCCACUCGGGAGGUUACAUCCCAUAUACAGUCAUGUUUUGACCCUGCUGGUCAUCUAUGAAAGUUUGAACAUCUUGAAGAACAAUCUGAGCUUAAUGGCCAUGUACUGUUAUAAUAUCCACCCGGCACAGCCAGAAGAGGACUGGCCACCCCUCAGAGCCUGGUUCCUCUCUAGGUUUCUUCAUAGGUUCCUGCCUUUCUAGGGAGUUUUUCCUUCUACCUCUGCAUUGCUUGCUGUUUGGGGUUUUAGGCUGGGUUUCUGCAUAAUCCCUUUUUUGACGUCUUCUGAUGUAAAAAGGGCUUUAUAAAUAAAUGUGAUUUGAUUUGUUGAGAAAUUAUCCCAGGAUCCCAAAAAAAAACACAACACCCAGAAAUCAAUAGCCUAAUGAAGAUUUAAAGAGGGGCACCGCCACUCAAUGUACUAAUUAGAGAGGAUAAAUGAUCAACGACAGUGGUGGAGAGAGGAGGUGAUUGGAAAUUGAGCGAAUCACCCCACCACGACAGAGAUUGCUUGUUUCCGGCAUAUCUCGUGGCUCCGUAGGGACUGGGUAGGUUUCAUUAAGGUAGCAUGAUAGGAAGCCAGGUCCAGGUACAAUGCAUAGUGCGCCUCGUGGUGAAGUUUCCCCUAGGUACAGAUCUAGGAUCACCUUCCCCUCCACCAAUCAUUAAGUUAACCAUUAGUCGGGGAAAUGUAAAACUGACCCAAGAUCAGCGUCUAGGGCAACUUCACCCUACACCAGUGUGCCGAGUGCAGUACCUGCAGGUUGGAUAGGGUUUAUCUUUUACACAGUGCAGAGAUACACAUAUCUGUUUACCUGAAGGGACUGUAAGGGUGGAGGAGAGGAGUUGGUAUUAGUGGAGGGAUGACUAAAUGGAAUGAAAGAUUGAUAUGCUAGGAAGAUGGAUGGCUUCUGUCUUUAUCAAUCAUCUCUGACACCCCCCCCCCCUCUCUCUCUCUCCCUCUCCCUCUCUCUCUCCCUCUCUCCUGCUCCCUCUUUCUCUCUCUCUCGUAGUUGGGAUGACAGCAGUUCGGUCAGCAGCGGUCUCAGUGACACUGUAGACAACGUCAGCACAGACGAUCUGAACACGCCCACCUACCCCGCCGUCACAUCGGCACCACGCAAGAACAAGGCAUCCCAGGUACAGUGCACCAUGGAGUGUAAAUGAAUGAAGUAGACUUGUCCAUAGGGUAGGAGCCUAUCUCCUGUUUAUUCUCUUGGAAAUGAACAAGAAGAGAGAAUAUCCAUGCUUCCAGACAUUGAACUAACUAUGAGUAAUGAUACUGAAGCACCACUGUCUUUGCACUUGCUUCAAUUAAAACAAGGACAUCUGCCAUUCUUUUUUUGUAUGUGCAACAAUGAGGUAUUUCACUGUAGUCUGGAAAUGAAUCUAUUUACUUAGUUUUCCUUGGCUUUCAAGAGAGCAAGCCAAUGGAAAUGUACAGCGGAACCCACUCCUUGUGCAGUGUUCAGGGAGCAUGGUAAAAAUAGCCAAGUAUGUUUGCCUUGUGGAAACCUCAACAGAUUGAUCUCUUAAGAGACUGUUGGUGUGGCUAGUGAGGGAGGGUUCACCAUCUGUCAGGUGGCUUACUCAUACUGUAUGGUGUGUGUGUGUGUGUGUGGUUUUGUUUUACUAUCUUUGUGGGGACCAGAAGUCCUCAUAAGGAUAUUAAAACAAGGAAAAAGGCUAUUUUAGGCUUAGGGGUUAGGAGUUAGGGGUUAGGAAUUAGGGGUUAGGAGUUAGGGGUUAGGAAUUAGGGGUUAGGGUUAGGGGUUAGGAGUUAGGGGUUAGGAGUUAGGGGUUAGGAAUUAAGGGUUAGGAAUCAGGGGUUAGGAAUUAGGGGUUAGGAGUUAGGGGUUAGGGUUAGGGGUUAGGGAAAAUAGGAUUCUGAAUGGGAAUAAAUGUGUUGGUCCCCACAAGGAUAGUAAAAUAAAGGUGUGUGUGUGUGACUGACCUAGGGGGACACACUCCAGCAUGUGGAGCAGGAGGUCAGCAGCAGCUGGGCCGGAGCUGAAGAUCUGAAGAAGGUGGACGAGGAGCUGGAUGUCAGCAUGGAGCCCGGUUCAAAGUGGAAGCCUUCUUCCUCCUCCUCUUCCUCCUCGCCAGCGGGGCAGUGCGGCGAGGAUCACGGGCAGAAGACGGGCCUGCCCAUGUCCCAGACUGGCUCCUGGAGGAGGGGUAUGACCGCCCAGGUGGGCAUCACGCCCCCCCGGACCAAAGGCACCAGCACCACCCUCAAAACCCCUGGUAGGACCCGCCCUACUUCUUCUAUCUACUUCGGAGCUCGCUUAUUUCUUUCUACCAUGGCCCUGUUUGAAUACUUUAGAAAUGCAUCCUUCCUUGUUUCCUUGAGGUGAGCACAGAUCUAUAAGUGAUUGGAUAGGUGUUUCCAAAGUUACCACCAUAUUACGUUCACCAAUCCAACCGAUUCAGAUCUGUGAUUACUUCAAGGAAGGUAGGAAGGAUGUAUUUCUGACCUAUUUGAACAGGGCCCAAGUCUAACUGAGGAUUGAUGGUGGUGUAGAUUAUUUUCUGACUGGUCAUUCAUUCAGUCAAACUGCCUGUCUGGUUGAUAUUAAGUCCAGGAAAUGUCCAUCCUAGCUUAAUUGAUCAAUGAAUUUCAGUUGGUGAUGUGUUCCAGUUUGACAUUGAUUAGAUAACAGGGUCAAAGAUUUCGGCCAAUCAGAUUAGUCAUUAAGAAACCAGUGCCGUUGCCCUUUGAGGCCCUCGGUAAUGUUUGGCGUUUCUCCGUUUUACUUUAGCUUUUUCUCCAUCGUGUUUUGGUUUGCUCAGCAAGUCUUCUUAUAUUUGGAUUAGUGUGGCUUUCUAUUUUAGCUGAGCUUUGUGAAAAGAGUUGUAAAAUGUUAGCCAAAUGUAAAGUCAUUUGGCACACCUGCCCUGUAGCCCUGCAGGUGAUGUCGAAGAUGAGUCCCGUUAUUUACAAAUAAACUGCGAGGUCCGCCUCCCCUCUGCGAGGUCCUAGCUAAAUUAUUCAGUACCCAGCAGUUUGCAGAGGGCAAGGUGUUUGCCAGCUUGUUAAUGACUGGCCUUCGUAUCGACAGGUAAAACUGAUGACGCAAAGGCCUCAGAGAAGUGCAAGGCCCCCUCCAAGACCUCCGCUGGCAUCCAGCGCUCGCCCUCCGACGCUGGCAAGAGCAGUGGCGACGAGGGCAAGAAACCACCAUCGGGCAUCGCCCGCCCCCCCACCACUGGGUCGUUCGGCUAUAAAAAGAUGGCCAGCCCCCCCUCCGGUGCCCUCAUCACGUCCAGUGGUGCCACCCUGGCCAGCGGCUCCGCCACCCUGGGGAAGGUGCCCAAGUCUUCGGCUAUAGGCAAGGGGACUGGGAUCAGCGGAGGCCGCAAGACCAGCCUGGACGGCUCCCAGCCCCAGGACGAUGGGGUGCUGAUGGGCUGCGGAGGCUCCAAGGUGCCCCUCCAGUACCGCUCUCUGCCCCGGCCGGCCAAGUCCUCCAGCGGGGGGGUGGUGGGGCGCAGCGGCCACCGCUCCAGUUCCAGCAGCAUCGAUUCCAACGUCAGCGGCAAGUCGGCUGGAGGAGGGGGGGGCGCCACAGGGGCCAAGCGGAGGGACGCUGGGAAGGUGGGCUCGGGGCGCUCCAGCCCUAUCCCCAUCACCAUCAACCAGACGGACAAGGAGAAAGUAGCCGUGUCGGACCAGGACCCAGCAGGUUUAUCCACCUCCCCCAAGGCCAACCCCACCUCCACGGGCCAGUCUGGCCUCAGGCAACCAGGGUCCAAGUACCCGGACAUCGCCUCGCCUACCUUCCGCAGGUCAGUCAACAAUGCUCACUUGGUUUCCCCUGCACUCAUAGAAGAGCUUGAAAACAUAGCCAAGCAGCUGCCAUUUUUCAUCUCUGUUAUAAAGGUGGAGGGUAGCUUGUUGUUCCCUCGGUACUCUCACCGACGGCAUGCUCGAGGCCACCACAGAAUAAUGAAGUGUUGUCUGUGAGGUGCAAUGUUGUUUCUCAGCUUCAAGAUGUUACUGAUAGAUAGAGGUGUUCUUGGUUGCUGUCAGAAUUAGAGGCAGAGUUUCACCUCUUCUCUGAAGCGGCGCAGAGUUAUCAUUCCGAAGUCUCAUAUAUUUAUAUAUUUUUUAGGUAAUAAGAACUAUAAAAUGAACAUUAGACACUAAAUCAUUCCAGCACAGAAACAUUGGUCUGAGUUUGUUCAUUGGGCUUCAGAGCCGGGGAGGCAAAGGUUGCCCCCUGCUGUUCGGUAGAUGUCAUCACAGACACUGACGGCAUUUCUCUCAAGAUGAACAUUAGAUGAUUUGCCAUUCAAGUCAGGCUAAACUAAUUCACUGGACUUGAUUUAUAGCUGACAGGAAGAAAGCUAUUCCGCUCGCGAACCCCUGUCUCAAUAGUUAGGUGCGCUCACAAGGCGUGUCCGGUCACGGCCGCGCCGUCCGACCUGUCGAGGCGCAGAGUGCGUUUUUGAUUUGUGCGUGUACCCCUUAGAGAGAGUCACCUAUUAAUUGAUAGCCCGUUUGAUGGCAGCCCCACGUCAGACACGACAGGAAGGACCUGUGAACAACAUAUGUGUUGCUGAGUGACCAGACAGACAGAUUGGCUGAUCACAUGCACGGAAUGGAAAUGGGGCAAUGCUGACUGAAUGCAAAUCACUGAGAGCUCCGGCUGAGGUCGCGUCUCAACUGGCACCCUAUUCCCAUAGGGCUCUGGUCCUAAGUAGUGUACUAAGUAGUGCACAAUAUAAGGAAUAUGGUGCCAUUUGGGAUGCAGACAUAGUCUAGCGGAGGCUGUAGGGAAGGUGUACUUCUUCAUAGUGUCUAUCUGAAAAAUAAUAUGGUAGGCUUAUGAGAGGGGAUGAAGAUAGGGGAGGGGCAAUGUUGAGCGGAAUUCUAACUUUUCCAAAGCUCCUAUUUCCUUGGUGUAAUCAAGUAAAUGUAUUACUGUUCUAUAUCAAACAACCUAGUUCUCAACCUAGAGACUGAGUUAGAUCAGUCUUUGAGGGGAUCAUGAUUGCCAUAGAUAGUCUGUAAGUGAAUGGAGCCAUCUGUUUCUCUCUCUGCCAGGUUGUUUGGCACCAAAGCCAGUAGCAAGGCCAGUACCCCAGGCACACCCGACUCAGGCAAGUGCCCCUCUGCGUUGGGCAGCCCUCAUGGCACAUUGGCACGCCAAGCUAGCCUGGACUCGCCCUCCUCGGGCACAGGGAGCCUGGGCAGCGCAGGCGGGCAGAGCGGGGCUAGCAGCCCGCUUUAUGGCAAGGCCCCAGACCUGAGCAUGGACUCGCCUGCCUCCAGCCCGGCGUCAGGCCUCUCGCUUCCCUCUAACGCCCGCCCCUGGCCCACCAACCUCAGCAGCUCGUCGGCAUGCUCUGGCAGUAAGGACACACUGAGCUGCCAGAGCAUGACCAGUCUGCACACCAGCUCCGAGUCCAUCGACCUGCUGCUGGGGUACCACCACGGCCCCAAAGUCACCCGCACGGCCAGCGUCAAGUCCACGCUCUCUGAGGGGUGAGUCCCAAUGUAGAACAAUGUAACUCCAUUAGUUUCCUGGCCAGCGGGUGUAACAUGCACAUCAGUGGUGGCUGAUGGGAAGAGAUAUUGUAAUGGUUGGAAUGGAAUGAAGGGAACACUAUCAAACACAUCAAAUACAGGGAAUCUACGUGUUUCACUCCGUUCCAUUUAUUCCAUUCCAGCCAUUACAAUGAGCCCUUCCUCCUAUAUCUCAACACACCAGCCAUCUCUGAUACACAGCCAUCAAUGUACAGACACUUUGAAAAUGGACUUGUAGACUGUAUGUAUGGAAUACAACGUCAUGCUCAUCUUAUCGUUUCAGUAUAGAUCACUGUUGUCAUAGUGGUUUGUAACAUUUCCUUCAUUCACAGAUUGUUGUUUAGAUGGAGAGUAUCAAACUAACCAAAAUGUUACGUUUAAUGUGUGCUCGCCGAAUGUUUCUAUUAGUCCUAUGUCUCGGGUAACAUUGCCCAUUGUAGUGAUUGUCCUUAAGCAUUCUCACCUUAGAAAAUGUGUGUUCUAUCAAUCAAUAGAUGUGAAUUGAAUCUAUCUCAACAUGUGUUCUUAUAGAUGUACAGUCGUGGUCAAAAGUUUUGAGAAUGACACAAGUAUUGGUCUUCACAAAGUUCGCUGCUUCAGUGUUAUGAGAUAUUUUUGUCAGAUGUUACUAUGGUAUACUGAAGUAUAAUUACAAGAAUUCCAUAAGUGUCAAAGGCUUUUAUUGACAAUUACAUUAAGUUUAUGCAAAGAGUCAAUAUUUGCAGUGUUGACCCUUCUUUUUCAAGACCUCUGCAAUCCGCCCUGGCAUGCUGUCAAUUAACUUCUGGGCCACAUCCUGACUAAUGGCAGCCCAUUCUUGCAUAAUCAAUGCUUGGAGUUUGUGGGUUUUUGUUUGUCCACCCGCCUCUUGAGGAUCAACCACAAGUUCUCAAUGGGAUUAAGGUCUGGAGAGUUUCCUAGCCAUGGACCCAAAAUGUUGAUGUUUUGUUCCCCGAGCCGCUUAGUUAUCACUUUUGCCUUAUGGCAAGGUGCUCCAUCAUGCUGGAAAAGGCAUUGGUCGUCACCAAACUGUUCUUGGAUGGUUGGGAGAAGUUGCUCUCGGAGGAUGUGUUGGUACCAUUCUUUAUUCAUGGCUGUGUUCUUAGGCAAAAUUGUGAGUGAGCCCACUCCCUUGGCUGAGAAGCAACCCCACACAUGAAUGGUCUCAGGAUGCUUUACUGUUGGCAUGACACAGGACUGAUGGUAGCGCUCACCUUGCCCCAAACAAUCGGAAAGGGGAUUCAUCAGAGAAAAUGACUUUACCCCAGUCCUCAGCAGUCCAAUCCCUGUAUCCUUUUGCAGAAUAUCAGUCUGUCCCUGAAGUUUUUCCUGGAGAGAAGUGGCUUCUUUGCUGCCCUUCUUGACACCAGGCCAUCCUCCAAAAGUCUUCGCCUCACUGUGCGUGCAGAUGCACUCACACUUGCCUGCUGCCAUUCCUGAGCAAGCUCUGCACUGGUGGUUCCCCGAUCCCGCAGCUGAAUCAACUUUAGGAGACGGUCCUGGCGCUUGCUGGACUUUCUUGGGAGCCUUGACACCUUCUUCACAACAAUUGAACCUCUCUCCUUGAAGUUCUUGAUGAUCCGAUAAAUGGUUGAUUUAGGUGCAAUCUUACUAGCAGCAAUAUCCUUGCCUGUGAAGCCCUUUUUGUGCAAAGCAAUGAUGACGGCACGUGUUUCCUUGCAGUUAACCAUGGUUAACAGAGGAAGAACAAUGAUUUCAAGCACCACCCUCCUUUUAAAGCUUCCAGUCUGUUAUUCUAACUCAAUCAGCAUGACAGAGUGAUCUCCAGCCUUGUCCUCGUCAACACUCUCACCUGUGUUAACGAGAGAAUCACUGACAUGACAGCAGCUGAUCCUUUUGUGGCAGGGCUGAAAUGCAGUGGAAAUGUUUUUUGGGGAUUAAGUUCAUUUUCAUUGCCUAAAUGAAUUGCAAUUCAUCUGAUCACUCUUCAUGACAUUCUGGAGUAUAUGCAAAUUGCCAUCAUCAAAACUGAGGCAGCAGACUUUGUGAAAAUUAGUAUUUGUGUUAUUCUCAAAACUUUUGACCACGACUGUAGGAUCUUAAUUUGACCAGUUUUUCACAGCAGGAAAAUAAUCCUGCAAAAAGUGGAAAUUACAAACUUAAGAAGCCUUUUCAAACCUCAAAUACAGUUUGCAUUUCCUGCUGUGCAACAACAGGGUGAUCAAAUUAAGAUUCUACACCUGUAGGUAAUUCUAAUGUUUUCGUUCUCUGUGUCUUAACAGCAUGCCUCUUGACAGAAACACACUCCCCAAAAAGGGACUGAGGUAACUCAUCACUCAUGUGUUGUCCUUUUGGGGUUUCCUUCUUUUGUCAUUUCAUUCAUUCUCACAUUUCAUUCAGACAUGUCUUUCUAACUGCCAAAAUCACCUUUGUGUCUAAUGACAUGUUGUUGUAGGAAAGCAGUGUUGCAUAAUGACAUUUAGCAUUUUGUGUGACAUUUGUUUUAGGAGAUUUAGCUGAUGAAAGGAAAUACGUUUUCUUUCACAGCAGGCGUGGAGUCAGUUUAUUUCUAUUGAUCUCAGAAGCUGCUCGGCAGUUUAGUAGUGGGUUGUAUUUCUUGCCCCUGCCUUUGUUUUCGAGCCCAGAGGGAUUCAAAGCAACAAAUUGCCUUUUUUCUUGCCCCUGCCUUUGUUUUCGAGCCCAGAGGGAUUCAAAGCAACAAAUUGCAUUUUUUCAAGCCAGAGAAUAGCUAAAUGGCCAUGAUAUUCAUGCAUUCAAUGCUCAGUUUUAAAUGCACAUUAAGCAGACUUCAAAACAUACUCUGAUUGAAGCGUUUUCUCCUCUUUGAACUCCAAGUGGAAUUCUAAAUCAAUGGACAAUUAUGUGAAAAAGAGACCAUUUGAUUUGAAGUCGAACAUGCAGACGCCUGUACAUUAUAUAACAUUCAAUACCUUUUACUGGCAUUAGAUGUCAAUCAGUGUACCUUUCUUUGUCUGAAAGAAUUCAGAGUUGGGUAUUAGUAUGACAGACAGAACAGAGGUCUGUUAUGAGCUUCAGUGUUGAAAGGAUGAGCAUGAACUCAAUUAUCUUCCUUUAAGGAUUAAAUAUGGCUGCCUAUCAAGCACUUAGAUAACACUCCCCCCCCCCCCUGCUAGGAACCGCUAGAGAUGAGGAGAGCAAAGACUGACAGUGUCUUUGAUCAUGUGUGUGGGUGUGCGUGCAUGCUUGCACAUAGAUGGAUGGUUGGCCGUGACUGUGUGUGGGUGGAUGCAUGUGUGUGUGUCUGUGUUCGCAGAGCUCGAUUUGGGCGGAACACACCAGAACUCUGGCACCUUCCUCCAAUGCAAUACUGCUUGAGAUCCAGCACCUCUUUUAGAAUAUUGACUUAUAAAUAUUGUGGUGUUCCGGCACCUAUAUAUAAACAGAGUACCGGAACCUAUUUCAGUCCAAGUCAAGCACUGUGUGUACGUACAUAACUAUGCAUGAGUUAGUGAAUAUAUUUGUCACCACACUCCGGUCAUGUGAUCAUGAUAUGUGGAUAACGCAGGUGCAUGGUUCAAUAGAUGCCAUGUUGAAUCAGUGGUGCCACAAGUUGACGUAUACCAUGUCCUCUCUAGGUACCCUCCCUCGUCCAGACAGACUUCCCAUGAGGAGGGAAGGAGUGGCUGCGCUCUCAUUCCACUGGGGGGCUACAGGACACGGGGAGUCAGUCCCCUCUCUCUCCCCACUGGAGUCGCAUGCACAAGCACCGGCAAAUACCACUACUCCAACCUGCGUAAGCACUACUCCAAAUACCACUACUCCAACCUGCGUAAGCACUACUCCAAAUACCACUACUCUCCAAAACCUGCGUAAGCCCUACUCCAAAUACCACUACUCCAACCUGCGUUAAGCCCUACUCCAAAUACCACUACUCCAACCUGUGUAAGCCCAACACCAAAUACCACUAUCCAUAUAUCACUACUCCAAAUAUCACUACUCCAAAUAGCACUACUCCAAAUAGCACUACUCCAAAUAUCACUACUCCAAAUAGCACUACUCCAAAUAGCACUACUCCAAAUAUGAACUACUCCAAAUAUCACUACUCCAAAUAGCACUACUCCAAAUAUCACUACUCCAAAUAUCACAACUCCAAAUAUCACUACUCCAAAUAUCACUACUCCAACCUGAGUAAGCACUACUCCAAAUAUCACAACUCCAAAUAUCACUACUCCAACCACCACCAUCAAAGCGGUGUCAUUUUACUAUAAUCAUAUCAUACUAGAUCAUCCAGCUUCAUAUACACUAUUGAUGUCUGUUCAUCUGGAGGACAACACAGAAAAAGAUACCAAUUAUUGAUGAGGUAGAAUAUGUCAGUGUAUGAUGUGGUGUGGUGUGUGUGUGUGGUGUGUGUGGUGUGUGUGUGUGUGUGUGUGUGUGUGUGUGUGUGUUGUGUGUGCGUGCGCGUGCGUGCAUGCGUGCGUGUGCGUAUGUGUUUUCUCCCCCAGUGAGCCCCACCAACCUGUCAGCCUACAACCUGCCAGGACCCAGCAGUAUGAGUCGCUCCAACAGCAUCCCUGCCCAGGACUCCUUUGACCUGUAUGGAGAAGCCCACCUGGGGGGCAGCGCCACCUCUCUGGAGGACAGACCCCGGGGCAUGAGCCGCUCUGGCUCCUUCAGGGACAGCACCGACGAAGGUAGGCCCAGACUGUGGUCCUGUAUGGCUCAGUUGGUAGAGCAGGACGCCAGCAACGCCAGGAUCGUGGGUUUCCGAUUCCCGCUGGUGCCACCCAUACAAUAAUGUAUACAAGUACUACUUUGGAUAAAAAGUGACUUACAGUAGUCUGCUUAAUGGCAUAUAUUAAUAUUAUAUAUAUAUAUAAAUAACUUGUCUGUGGGACACUCUGCUUAGACCAAGAAGAAGUGAUAGUCAGGGUUGAGCUCUCAGACUGAAGCUGAAAAUGCACCAGACUAGGAACCCAGCUUUUAUCUGCUUCUCUUUUUAAAGAGGUUGGUGUUUCAGUCAACAUUUUGGUAACGUGACAGUGCCACUUGAGAGUAAUGUUACUAGUCAAUGACUAGGGCCUUUUAUUGAAUUAUCCAAACGAAUACUUCAUUAGUACACCGUCACACACAUGCCAUUAGAAUAUGGUACUUUUACAUGCAGAUGAGAUGGGGCUAUUUGUGUACCAUUACAGGACCACUGGUUAUGUUCUUAAUUCCUCCCUUUCCCUCUCUCUCCUCUAUCGCUCACCAGCGAUCGACCCCGUCGUCCCCUCUAUCUCUCCAGAGCUAUCGCUCCACUCCCCUCCCUCCUCUCAGCUCUCGCCACCGCGUCCUCAUCCUCCCCGUCCGCCUCCACCGCGCCUCUCUCUCCGCUAGCUCUCCCUCUCUCUCCUCUAUCUCUCGACCCAUCGACCUCCGAUCCUCUAUCCCCCCUUCUCAUCUACGGACCUCUCUCUAUUUCUCUCUACCCUCAUAGCCCUCUAUCUCUCUCCUACUUCUCCUCUAUCUCGCACCUCUCUCUCAUAUCUAUUCUCUCUUUAUCUCUCAUCUCUCCUAGUCCCUAUAUCUUACCAAUGCCUCGCUCUUCUUAUCUAUCCUCUAGGCUACUCUAUCUCUCUCCCCUCUCUCUCUCCCCCUCUCUCUUCUCUAUCUCUCCCCUCUCUCUCCUCUCUCUUUCUCUCUAUCUCUAGUCCAUGGAUCCUCACUGUCGCUGGUCUCCAGCACCUCCUCCCUGUACUCUGCGGUAAGUAGCAUUGUUUUCUCCCAACACACACAAACAAACAUUUAGGCAAACAUGCUUAUGGCUGCCAUGGGUAGUGUGUGUGGUGUCGGUUGAUUGUCAUUAGCCUAGAAUUAUUUUAGGAGACAAUAUGUCAUUUUUUUGCUAUAAAGCUAAGGCUGGAGUUAUGGAUGCAAGGACAGAGUCCAUGAAAUCAGAGUAAUAUGUUUAAACAUAUUUUGGGUUAUGAUGAGGUAGAACAGUUGCACUUUAUAACUUACAUUCUUCAAUAAUAAAUAGGUAUAUAAAUGGGUAAAUAUCAUUAUUUUUAUAUAUUUUAGCAGUGCAUCCAAGGUGAUUUAGGCUAAUUCAAGCUUGGUGAAGGUGUGGAUUGUUUUUUUUGCAACAGGCAACACUCCAGCUGCAGUCAAACUCAAUGAGAAGGCAGAUCAGUUGAGGAAGAGAAUCGAUUACUGGCUCUCUACACCUCUUUCCUCCCCAGCAGAAAGUUCUAGAAAGGCCUCGAGACGAGUUUAGACUUUCACUGAUUUAAGAGACUUGUUUUGAAAGUAUUCCUAUUGGGGCAGCAAGACAACAAGCAGUUAUUGUUUAUUCCUCAUUUCAUUGUGUUGAUGUUUGAUUGUGUUAAUAUUUUAAUAUUUUAGUUUUAAUUUAAUGUUUAUUUGUUUCCAUUACUAUAAUAGUUAUGUCAGUUAUGAUUUGAAUUUGAUCCUAUACUUUUCUGUUUGCUAUUUUAUCAUUUCUUCUCAUCUUUGGCAUUAUCUGGUCAUCAGUUUUGUUUUAUCUCAUCUGUUAUCACUCAACACCUGGGGCGUGUUCAGUAGGCACAAAACGUUGUGAAACGGGGAGGUACUAUUUCAACCUAUCCUAUGAGAAACGCUUGUUUUCUGUUGCAAAGCGUUUUGCUGCGAUGCGCCCUAAUGAACACGACCCUGAUAAACACAACUGAUAAAGAGCAAUUUGAUUAAAAUCUCGCACUAAGAACACUAUGAUAAAAGUAUCAUGACACAUUUUCCCAAAGUCAUUACAACGCCAAUCAUUCAGCCUAACAUUAUAAAGGUAGACAAAACAUAUAGAUGUAAAUCAAAAGGCCAUAGAUGAUAACCAAUGAGAAUGCUUGGCAUACACAAAAGUUCAGCACCCUGUUUUCAGGGCAGUGCAAAGUGUUGAGUUGCCAUGGUUUCCCAUUGCUGCAGCUUGAACCCACGUUUUCUUACUUCCAGGUUCUUUCCUUUCUGGCCAAGGUAAAGACUAUGAUGCUGUCAGCUAUGAUCUCUCCACACCACACAGACAACGUGUUUGUAUGCCCACCACAUGGUCUGAUGCUGGUUGAAUGUGGCAGAUGUUCACACAGGUUUUUGGUUGGUGUGAAGAAAAACAACCAAUGUUACCAGUGUAUAUAUUGUAAUACAUUCAUACAAUGUAUUAUGUUACUUCUCCCUGCCACAUCGAUUACAUAUUACUUGAACGGCCAAAAUAAAAAGUUGUGUAAGUUCUUAAUACAGUCUGACCUGACUUAGAGAUGACACCACAGUCAACGAUUUCGCUACAACCGCAAUAACAUCUACUAAAUAUGUGUAUGUGACCAAUACGAUUUGAUUUGAUGCAUCAAGACCUGCCUUUGCAUUUGCUUUCACUUACUGGCGUCAUUUAUGGCCUUUUGGCUCCUGCAUCAUUCUCGAUCAAAAGCUAAACCCCAAUGAUCUACUCAUUAUGACAAUGGGUAUUCAUUUGAUUAUUGCAUUCAUAAAGAAGCUGUCAGGAGUGAAUCAUUGUUCAUACAACGUGGUUUAUUCCUGCACAUCUUAAUGACAUGUCUUCUCUCCCAAACAGACAGAGGAAAAGGCACAUUCUGAGGUAAGAGGCUUGGCUUUGUGGGGGACGAAAUGUCUCUGGUCUGUCUGUCUCUCUGUUCUGUCUGUCUGGUCUGGUUGUCUAUCUGUCUCUCUGGUCUCUCUGGUCUGUCUGUCUGUCUCUCUGUUCUCUCUGGUCUAUCUGGUCUGUCUGUCUGUCUGGUCUGUCUGUCUGUCUCUCUGGUCUGUCUGGUCUGUCUGUCUCUCUGGUCUCUCUGGUCUGUCUGUCUCUCUGGUCUCUCUGGUCUGUCUGUCGGUCUGGUCUGUCAGUCUGGUCUGGUCUGUCUGUCUGUCUGGUCUGUCUGUCUGUCUCUGGUCUCUCUGGUCUGUCGGUUGGUCUGGUCUGUCUGGUCUGGUCUGGUCAGAUCUCCAUAAUGAAAGAUAACAAUCAAAGUACGAGCAGUGAUAUAUGUAUCCACUUCAUCCAAAAUCAGGUUGUGGUCUAUCAGUGACGGACCUGAGCAUAAAUCUGUGUAUAUAACCUUAGACCUGGUGUCCAAGUCAGAUCUCUUUGACCCUAUGGUGCAUUGCUUGACAUGGGCCAGUCUUUUAAACAACCAGCCAUAUGAAUAUAACCAAACAGCACUUUAACAUUAUCUUUACCACACGUCAUACUGACAGUCAUGGACAAACAUCAUUAAUACACCCUUUAUUCUACUCUUUGGUUUCAGUUCACACCCUAUUCAGUUAUAACUGGCUUUUAUUUCAGUUCAUUUUUUACUUUAUGUUUCUGUUUGAACCAUACAUUAACAUUUUAGUUAAAGCCCACAGGUAUAAUGCUUUAUUACUUAUUAGAACCAUGUUUCAGCCUUUUUAAUGUAUUUUUAAAAUGCAUUAUACCAGUCAGGUUUCGAGAAAGUGUUACCAAAGUGACAACUACCCUAAUGUGUUUAGGUGCUUUUGCACUUUUUUCCUUUUAUUGGCUAAUUUGUCCAAGACUGUACUGUUGUUAAUGUGUGAGAGAUUGCCUUAUGCCUUAUUGGCUAAUUGUUUAAACUGCUAACCGUGAGGAAACAUGCUGCUUUUUCGUCAUCAUAACAGACCUCUCUCUCACCAUAUCUUCUGUUUGGACUAAGCAUGCAUCAUAGAGUUAAUUGUAUUCUUCUCUUUUCAAUCAAGGGUCAAACAGGCCAAAAUACCACGGUAAUCCCACAUUUACCUUCACACUUACAUUCACCCCAUUGUUUUAUGCUGUGGCAGUGAGACAGAGACUUUACAUCAAUGUUUUCAAAUGGAUGUUUACAAGGCAGCUGAUACACCAGAUUUGGAUUUGCUUGUAAAGGGAUGGAAUCAGAAGAUAGGCAUGCUCUGGUGUAUUUUCAAUCAGUCCUGGUUUUUUAGGAGAGACGUGAUCGUCAUGGUAAUAUUAAAUUUUUUUCCCCACCCAAACAGCAAAUCAGGAAGCUGCGGCGAGAGCUGGACGCCUCCCAGGAAAAGGUUGCGACCCUCACGUCUCAGCUGUCUGCCAAUGUAAGUGCCUCUUACUUCAACACACACCGAGCAGUCAAAACGUCUGCCUCGUGGUUCAUUUGCAUCCUAGCCUGUCAGAAAGGUUAGGGGGGAAACUCUGCCUUUGCCAAACCCUUGAAUGUAAAUCAGUCUAGACGCCCAGUAAUUUCCUUUCUCUCUCUGACUCAAAGGUUUCUUAAGCUUCUGAUGAAAUGUUGGGUUGUUGUUUUUUCUGAACACGGCUCGAAUAGGCGGCUUGUUUACCGGGAAUUGUCCUGCGAAGCGGGCCUCAUCCGGCAGUCUAGCAAGAACAUGCAGAUUCAACAAAACAGAGAGAUGGAGAGAGAGAGAGGAAAGAGGGAGCUAGUGAGCCCAGUUUGGAGGGAGGAAGUGUAUUGUACAGAGUGAGAGAGAACCCUGAGAACCCAAAGCCUGUCAAAGCCUGUGUCUCUCUCAGUGCUGGGCCCUGCAUAAAGCGUCUGAUCAAGUGCGAGGCUGACAGGGUCUUCACCAGGGUCUCUGGCUUUGAUCGCUGAGUUCUACAUCUCUAGGCACUAAGGCACCACACUGCCAAGAAACUUCCAACUAGCUUUUCUGUUCACUGUGUGACUCACACAGACCCCAGAUGUCUUUGUAGAAAAGUUGCAAUGUUUAAUUUAUGAGAAAGCUUUUUUUAGAUGCUUUUGUGUAUAUAUACUGAACAAAAAUAUAAACGGAACAGUGUUGGUCGAAUGUUUCAUGAGCUGAAAUAAAAGAUCCCAGAUAUUUUCCAUACGCACAAAAAGCUUAUUUCUCUCAAAUUUUGUGCACACAUUUGUUUGCAUCCCUGUUAGUGGGCGUUUUCCUUUGCCAAGAUAAUCCAUCCACCUGACAGGUGUGGCAUAUCAAGAAGUUGAUUAAACAGCAUGAUCAUUACACAAGUGCACCUUGUGCUGGGGACAAUAAAAGGCCACUCUAAAAUGUGCAGUUUUGUCACACAACACAAUGCCAUAGAUGUCUCAAGUUUUGAGGGAGUGUGCAAUUGGCAUGCUGACUGUAGGAAUGUCCACCAAAGCUGUUGCCAGAGAAUUGAAUGUUCAUUUAUCUACCAUACACUGCCUCCAACAUCGUUUUAGAGAAUUUAGCAGUACGUCAAACCGCAGACCAUGUGUAACCAAGCCAGCCCAGGACCGCCACAUCCGGCUUCUUCACCUGCGGGAUCAUCUGAGACGAUCUUGUCUUGCCCAUUCACCCUCUGAAUGGCACAUAUACACAAUCCAUGUGUCAGUUGUCUCAAGGCUUUAACCUGUCUCCUCCCCUUCAUCUACAGUGAUUGAAGUGAAUUUGGUAACAAGUGACAUCAAUAAGGGAUCAUACCUUUCACCUGGUUAGUCUAUGUCAUGGAAAGAGCAGGUGUUCCUAAUGUGUGCACUCAGUGUAUAUGUAUGUAUGUGUAUAUAUAUAUAUAUAUAUAUAUAUAUACAUACAGUUGAAGUCGGAAGUUUACAUACACCUUAGCCAAAUACAUUUAAACUCAGUUUUUCACAAUUCCUGACAUUUAAUCCUAGUAAAAAUUCCCUGUCUUAGGUCAGUUAGGAUCACCACUUUAUUUUAAGAAUGUCAAAUGUCAGAAUAAUAGUAGAGAGAAUGAUUUAUUUCAGCUUUUUUUUCUUUAAUCACAUUCCCAGUGGGUCAGAUGUUUACAUACACUCAAUUAAAUUGUUUAACUUGGGUCAAACCUUUCAGGAGCCUUCCACAAGCUUCCCACAAUAAAUUGGGUGAAUUUUGGUCCAUUCCUCCUGACAAAGCUGGUGUAACUGAGUCAGGUUUGUAGGCCUCCUUGCUCGCACACGCUUUUUCAGUUCUGCCCACAAAUGUUCUAUAGGAUUGAGGUCAGGGCUUUGUGAUGGCCACGCCAAUACCUUGACUUUGUUGUCCUUAAGCCAUUUUGCCACAACUUUGGAAGUAUGCUUGGGGUCAUUGUCCAUUUGGAAGACCAUUUGCGACCAAGCUUUAACUUCCUGACUGAUGUCUUGAAAUGUUGCUUCAAUAUAUCCACAUAAUUUUCCUUCCGCAUGAUGCCAUCUAUUUUGUGAAGUGCACCAGUCCCUCCUGCAGCAAAGCACCCCCACGGCAUGAUGCUGCCACCCCCGUGCUUCACGGUUGGGAUGGUGUUCUUCGGCUUGCAAGUUUCCCCCUUUUUCCUCCAAACAUAACAAUGGUCAUUAUGGCCAAACAGUUCUAUUUUUGUUUCAUCAGACCAAAAAGUACGAUCUUUGUCCCCAUGUGCAGUUACAAACCGUAGUCUGGCUUUUUUAUGGCGGUUUUGGAGCAGUGGCUUCUUCCUUGCUGAGCGGCCUUUCAGGUUAUGUCGAUAUAGGAUUAGUUUUCCUGUGGAUAUAGAUACUUUUGUACCUGUUUCCUCCAGCAUCUUCACAAGGUCCUUUGCUGUUGUUCUGGGAUUGAUUUGCACUUUUCGCACCAAGUACGUUCAUCUCUAGGAGACAGAACGCGUCUCCUUCCUGAGUGGUAUGACGGAUGUGUGGUCCCAUGGUGUUUAUACUUGCAUACUAUUGUUUGUACAGAUGAACGUGGUACCUUCAGGCGUUUGGAAAUUGCUGAACCAGACUUGUGGAGAUCUACAAUUUUCUUUCUGAGGUCUUGGUUGAUUUAUUUUGAUUUUCCCAUGAUGUCAAGCAAAGAGGCACUGAGUUUGAAGGUAGGCCUUGAAAUACAUCCACAGGUACACCUCCAAUUGACUCAAAUUAUGUCAAUUAGCCUAUCAGAAGCUUCUAAAGCCAUGACAUCAUUUUCUGGAAUUUUCCAAGCUGUUUAAAGGCACAGUCAACUUAGUGUAUGUAAACUUCUGACCCACUGGAAUUGUGAUACAGUGAAUUAUAAGUGAAAUAAUCUGUCUGUAAACAAUUGUUGGAAAAAUUACUUGUGUCAUGCACAAAGUAGAUGUCCUAACCGACUUGCCAAAACUAUAACUUGUUAACAAGACAUUUGUGGAGUGGUUGAAAAACGAGUUUUAAUGACUCCAACCUAAGUGUAUGUAAACUUCUGACUUCAACUGUGUAUAUAUAUAUAUAUAUAUAUAUAUAUAUAUAUAUAUAUAUAUAUAUAUAACCGCCAAGCCUUUCCUGGGCUCCUGAUCCCAAUCUGUUCAGGUAGGGGAUGUGACGGUCGAAAUCUCAUCCCCGCCAGACCCUUACACUCUCUCUGGUACCGAAUGGUGUCUGGUACCCAGGUUUCAUGGCCCGAUGCUGUGCAUCGGGACAACAUUUCUCUACCAGGACUCCAGUGCUUGAAACAUACACUGCAGCGUUGGUUAAGGCAGUGUUUUAUAUGCUGUGGGCUGGUUUGUCUGGCAGAGAUACUGUAUCUUCAGCAGGUGCAUACUGUAUGUUUGCAGUCAUGUAAGGAGGGACUGGUGCACUUCACAAAAUAGAUGGCAUCAUGAGCCCUGCUGUAGCUCAGUUGGUAGAGCAUGGCGCUUGCAAUGCCAGGGUUGUGGGUUCGUUUCCCACGGUUGGCCAGUAUGAAAAAUGUAUGCACUCACUAACUGUAAGUCGCUCUGGAUAAGUGCGUCUGCUAAAAUGACUAAAAUGUAAAUGUAAAUGUUCUCUUAAAUGUAAAUCCCACUUAGAGCGAGGCACUGUUUUGUAAUUGAACGAAUGAGAAGAGCUGUGAGUGUGGUGUCUGCUGAUUGAGGUCAUUGUAGAUUGACCCUAAUUACAUUUACAUUUCAGUCAUUUAGCAGACGCUCUUAUCCAGAGCAACUGACAGUAGUGAGCGCAUACAUUUUCAUACUUGUUCCCUAUGGGAAUCAAACGCACAACCCUGGCAUUGCAAGCGCCAUGCUCUACCAGCUGAGCUACACGGGACACUAAUGUGCUGUACGUAAGACGUUCAUUUACUGUAUCUACUCACACUCUUUGUAAUAUGUUAAUAUAGAGAUGAAUCUUUUGACCUUUUUUAAUAAAGGACUAUUCAUUGUGUCACCUUCAGCAUGGUCUUAACAGGUCAGUCUGGCCUGACUUGUAGCUAAAAUGGCUGCCACAUCAGGCACAUAGUUGUAUGUGCGUAGACACAUAUGGUUAGAGAAGCUCUCCCAUGUCCAUGUCAAUCUAGUUCAUGUUUGUUUAGGGUUUCUUUGAUCAGAACAAAACAUAAUUAGCAAAACCAGCAUUUUCUCUCUCAUUCCUUUCUCUCUCUCAUUCCUUUCCCUCUCUCAUUCCUUUCUUUCUCUCACUCCUUUCUUUCUCUCACUCCUUUCUCUAUCUCACUCCUUUCUCUCUCACUCCUUUCUCUCUCUCACUCCUUUCUCUCUCUCACUCCUUUCUCUCUCUCAUUCCUUUCCCUCGCUCACUCCUUUCCCUCUCUCACUAGAUUGCCCUCCCUCUCUCUCUUAUCCCCUCCCCUCUACCUCUUUUUUGCCCUCUCUCUCUUUGGGGAUUUGGGAAUUAGUAUAUCUAGCCGUCUGUGCUGGCUUAGACUACAUUAGUGUGUGUGUGUGUGUGAGUGAGUGAGUGAGUGAGUGAGUGAGUGAAUGAGUGUGGAUGGGUAGAGCAGAGAGGGCUCUGAGGAUGGCGUCGACACUGGGCAGCAGUAGUAGUAGGGGCAGCUCUCUGGCCGGUUCGCUGGUCUGGCCGACCCUCAACCAUUACCCCGGCUCCCAGCAGAGGCCCCAGGGCAGGGGUCGCAAGGCCAAGGGUGGCCGGGGGGCCCAGACUGCACAGACGGCCCAGCCGCGGGACGCGUGGGCAGCCGCACAGCCCUACCCGCAGGGCAGACAGGUGGGCAGCAGCGGUGGGUGGACGUCACAUGAUGGAGGGGGCUGACGGGAUUGGACGGAUGACAUUUUGCAAAGGUUAAAUGCGAUUCAGCCAGAGAGGAGAGAAGAGGACCAAUAUGGUGGUGUUGGCUUAUUGGUGUAGGACUGUGAAUACUGUGUUGCUACUUAGCCCUGUUGAGCUGAGCUUCUCUUAUCUGUGGGCACACUGCCUGACUCUGUGUGACUCACUGGUCCUGACAGGUGUCUGAGGCUCCAUGCUGUGGAGGGGCGGGGGUGUGAGCUCACACUAUUUGUUCUGUUUCUCUCUCUGUCAUACACAUGCACAUACACAAUUGCUAUUCCUGUAUUUUUUUGGUGAGGACUUAUCACCCCCGCACGCACGCACACACACACGCACACACACACUUUCCCUCACUGUGCUAUCCCAUUUUCAUGGAGCUUUACUUCCAUCAGGCUCAGUGCAGCAGAUGGUGUCAUGCUGCUAAACAUUUGGCACCCUUCAGUUUGUCGCCGGUGUUUCUUCAGGUGAAAAAUUAAUUCAGGCGCCGUUAAAAAAAUGCUAAACCUUCUCUGACCUGUGUACAAGAAGAUAUGCCCACCUUUCUCUUUACUUUAGGUCUCGGUUCAGCUGUGUUUUUGUGCAUGUUCAAAUCACCAGUUGGCUGAUAAAAUCGGUCAUAAUCAUGGAUGUUGUUGUUGCUGCUGCUGUUGUCUUCAGUUUGAACCACAGUGAAAGUGAAGGUUUAUAACUUUCAGAAGAGCUGACGUAGUGUAGCUACCACUUCUUCUGUAGCACAGCAGCAACUUCCCCAAGAGGUUACAAGUUUUGUACAUCAUGUCUCCUUUGAACCUCCUCAUGUUAACUUCCAGUUCAUAACCCACUUCAAAGCUAUCACCCUGGACCAGUGGGGGAGUGGUUAGCUGUAGCAUGCAGCAGGCUCAGCUUUGCCAUUGUAAAGUGCAAGCUGUAACUAGGGGGAAUGUUCCUAGUGUUUUGGUUCAGAUACAGAAAUAAACAUGAUGGUCCAGCCAGUCAGUCAGUGCUGGUGGUUCAACAGAGGGAUGGCUUGACUCAGUCUAUCAGAGCUGAGGGUCCCUGGGGAGAGUGAUGACUCAUGAGAAACACGAGGGAACAUGAAAAGGGCGAGAGAAAAAAUUGCCUACACCCUCAGGUCGCGUCGAUUCUUCUUCUACAUGUUUAAGUGGCUAUCUAACAAUGGAUUUUCCACACUGUGUGCUAAAUGUGUGUUUGUGGAUCAUCUUGAAUCCACCUGGUUAGAGGUUGUUCCAACUACAAAGAAUGGCAUAUUUAUAGGACCUCAGGAAAAUGUGACAAUUUAAUGUUGUCCCUUUAUGCCUGCUUUUAUGACCCGUCCAGUGCUUGUGUUGACUGUGCUGCUGUGUUGAACUCUGACCUCUGUGUUGACAGGCUCACCUGGUGGCAGCCUUUGAGAAGAGCCUGGGGAACAUGACCUGUCGCCUAACGAGCCUCACCAUGACAGCUGAGCAAAAGGUACGUGCCAUUUUCUGUUGCUGCGGCCCACCGCUUCCAGAUACGUUCUCAUGUAUAAAGCUUGUAUCAGGCUAUAGUGUUUAAUUGUCUCUGAGAAGUCUGCCUGUCUGUGCAUAUCACUGUUAAUCCAUGGUCAUUUACACCUUACAAUAACAGUAAUUUAUAGAAACGUUAUAGAGCAUUCAUAAGGUCUUCAUAAGCACUGCAUAAUGUACCAUAAAUCAUUUAUAAUCAUCCUGUGUCGUGCCCGUGGCACAUUUGCCACCCUUUAUACAGCAUGAUAUUUGCUUAUGAAUGAUUUCUGUAUAGACCUUUUUAUGAAGGCUUCAUUAAGUUAAAAGCUAUGUUAAAGGAAAAUUAUCUAUCUUUUGGUAUUUGUUUCAUUAGUCCAUUGUCAUAUGAUGCAAAACGCAUCAUGCAGGGAUGAUUUCUGUAUUUUGAAAGUUACAUACAGUAUCUUGACAACUUGAUUGCUGACAAGCAAAACGUUUGGGGACUAUGUCAACAAUGGACUAAUGAAAUAAAUACCAAAAGAUAGAGUUGUCCUUUAAGGUUAGUGUGGGACCUUUUCCCCUCUUAAUAUAAGAUAUUCAUGAUAUAUUGAUAGAACUUGUCUCAUAUGUAUCCUAAUCCAGGACAUUGGUUUUGCUCCAUACUCUGCAGAGUUAUUUCUUCAGGCAUAUAUGUACUGAAUGAUGCUAUACUCAUAGCCAGAUAUCAGACCACAUUAGAGAUGACAGAAGUGUUUCUUAUGGUCUGUAAUUGGCAGCGCUUGAGUGAGAUUAGGGUCUGGAAGAAGUACCCAGAAAGAGUAGCGUCGUCGAGCUCUAAAACGAGGAUCAGUGAAAGAAUGGUACAUGUGUUGUAAAUGUAAAGCCAUCCUUGUGAUGAAACGUGAGCGUCUCCGCCUGUCCGCCUGUUGGUGGAAACCCUACUCAUAACAUUGAAGAGCUGUGGCAGCCUUAAUCCUGGAUAAAUUAAACGAGAGAUUCUAGAGGGACGUCUUUGUUAAGCAAGCCGCCUGCGCCCUCCCAACUUUUAAUUAAGGCUGAAACCCUAUCACAAGCCCACAGUGGUUUUGGGGGAAUUGGAGCGCUGUUGCCUUUUUAUCUAAUCAUGUGGAUUUAAUAGAGAGGUACUGUGCCAUGUAGGUUUUAUCCAAUCAGGUGGGGCGGAGGGUAAAACUCUAUUGCCAAACCUUAUCCUCUUAAACUUGCUUAAGGCCUAGCUCUGUGUGCUUUUGAAGCAGGAAUAUUUUACUGACAUAUCGUACGACUGUCAUUGAGUUUUGGAUUGAGAAUUGAGAGAGUGGUGCCCCCGACCGAAAUGAAGGGUAGACCGUUAAAAGAGAUUUAGAGGCAGAAAACAAGAUUUUUCUCUUUCAAUAGGGUUAAUGAUCAAAAAGGUCUAUUCAAGAUCCACAUAAAGCACAUUUGUUAUUUUUUUGGGACACCAGAUGAUGUUUCUACAGUAUAUCUAUAAUCAAACACAUUCUGCCAUUGUUUUCAAUUGAGCAGGUUAGCAUUGUCUGUGGCGGUGUGGUGCUGUGGAGGUUGAUCUGUGUUGCUGCUUCUCUUCCCUCAGGAGUCGGAGCUGGCUGAGCUGAGAGAGACCAUCGAGGCGCUGAAAGCCCAGAACACAGAUGCCCAGACAGCCAUCCAAGUUGCCCUCAACGGCCCCGACCACCUACACAAAGGUAGCGGCGCCAGAGGAGAACCCUCCAUAUGCGCUUUAGCGUGGGCAAGAACCGCACCUCUUCCUCUUGAUCGGCCCACACAUUUCAAACUCUGUCCCUCUUUACUCAUGAGAGCAGCCAUACACCACUCUAGAAUGUUCACCCUCUUUGAAAGUUGAUCUUAAACACCUGCCACUCAGGAGUUAGACUUGGUAGAAACUAAAAAGAGGAUUGUCUUGUGCUUCCAGACCUGCGGAUUAGACGGAAACACUCGUCGGAGAGCAUGUCCAGCAUCAACAGUGCAGCCAGUCACUCGUCCCUGGGCAGCGCCAAAGACCCAGAGGACAAGAAGAAGAAGAAGAGCUGGGUGAGUUAGUGAGUGAAGAAAUCCCACGGGAGAAGGAGAGGAGGAGGGGUUUUCUCAGGUCAUAUAGACGUCUCCGUGCGGUGCACUUCACUCUAACCUCUGAACCAUCUAAACCAUGCCAUGUCUCACACUCCCACUGAGCAGUCAUACAUUGUCAUAACUGUGACUUUUAAUUCCACUCCCUUUUCUCAUGCUCUCUCUAACCCUAACCCUCUGCCAGGGAAAGGAGAGAGGCAACAAGGUGAAUAUGAACCACCCCCAUCCUCCUGCAUGUCUGUAUGACAGAGUGAAUGAGUGUGAAAGAAAGACAAAGAGGUGGAACACUUUUGUACAAGGAUCACAUAAUGGGCACUCAUUUCCUAAGUGUAAUAUUGUGUAUAUAAGUAGUUAAAUAGGACCUUUAUUCUGUAGUAUUAGCCAGUUGUUAGUCCUUCAUUCUGUGUUUCCUGUAUUCAUUCAUGUGUGAAUAAGAAAACACUACAUAAAUGCCUAAUAAAAUGUGUUAAUAAUACAGAAUAAAGGCUUAAUUCACUAUUUCAAAUUGUGCCUAAUGUGGUCCAUAUACCCGAAAGGGACGGAUGCAUAUUUGAGCGUCAAUCAGUGCUGUCCCGCUUAGUUUCCUUCAGUCCCCCAGUCAGUGUACCCCUUGAUUAAGCGUACAGUCCAUCUCUCCUAGUAAUAUUAACCUUCCUUCUCCUCUCCUUCUGUGUGCAGUUACGGUUCUGCCCCACCGUGGAGCCAAUAUGACAAACCCUAUUUGAGAAACGCAUUCAUUCAAAAUCAAUGUUUUUGUCAAUCCUACCCUGUGUUUUUCUGCCCAUUAUACAGUGUGCAUGUUUCCUGCUGGUUAAGGACUGCUAUUUGUCAUGACCCUCUGAAUAAUUUUUUAUUACAUUUAAUAAUAACUCAUACAUUCUUAUAUUAAGUUUCAGUACAGAAGACAACCCCACUUUAAGAGUUUACAAUCUGACCUCCAUACUAUCUCUUCUGGGAAACAGACCAUGAUGAACUGCUAAAUGUACGGAGUACGACCAGCAUCUUUACAACUGCUAAAUUCUCUUUCCCAAUCCUUCCCAGACUCUGAGCCAGAGAAAAGCUCAACCCACGCUCAUAAAUACAAAUCAGGUUCUUAUUUAUGCCGCUAUUCAUUUGCAUAUAAAUUCUGCCUCUGUGCCCCUGAGGCCUGAAAUACUGGGAGUGUGUGUCUCAGAGGUUAAUGAAGAGCUUGUGAUCUGGCUGAAGAGGGCAUCGCUAACAGCAGGGAGAGGGACAUGGGCUCACACACACACACACACACACACACACACACACACACACACACACACACACACACACACACACACACACACACACACACACACACACACACACACACACACACACACACACACACACACACACACACACACACACACACACACAUCAGGUGCUGUUUCCCCUUCCUGGAGCCAUUCUUCACCUUGUACAGGAAACAAAAUGCAAAUGCAUCAAACCUAAGGAACUAAUUGCCAGUUAAAUUAAGUUUUAAAGGGGCAAGGGAAGUAUUUUGGGGUAUGACAGUUGAACAAAGCUCAUGAGGCAUUUAUAAGCUAUAUUCUUUAAGAAUCAAUCUAUAUCAUUAAUUUGAAAGUAUAAAAAUGGAUGUACCAAUUCCAGAUUGCCACUUUAAAGACAAUGGUGGCCCUAGCGGUAAUACAGUAGGGAUGAUGUGUGGGUCAGUGGAGCGGGGUGUCCCUGUGGUAACAGUAGUGAUGAUGUGUGGGUCAGUGGAGCGGGGUGUCCCUGUGGUAACAGUAGUGAUGAUGUGUGGGUCAGUGGAGCGGGGUGUCCCUGUGGUAAUACAGUAGUGAUGAUGUGUGGGUCAGUGGAGCGGGGUGUCCCUGUGGUAAUACAGUAGUGAUGAUGUGUGGGUCAGUGGAGCGGGGUGUCCCUGUGGUAACAGUAGUGAUGAUGUGUGGGUCAGUGGAGCGAGGGUGUCCCUGUGGUAACAGUAGUGAUGAUGUGUGGGUCAGUGGAGCGGGGUGAUCCUGUGGUAACAGUAGUGAUUGUUCUAUCCGCAGGUGGCUGAUUCCAUCCCAGCACAGGUCAGUUGUACUAAAGCGUCUACCGUCCGUGUGCUGUGGUGACUUCCUCCUCUUCCUCCUCCUCAGUUCCUCAACGUUUUCCCUUCUACAACUGUUCGGCAUGGAAACAGCCCCCUCUCCUCCUCCUCCAUUUUGACUGCCUGUUUGUUUCUAGUUCCAGGACUUUAAAAAGUCUGGCUCCUCCCCUGCAUUCCUAAUUUCUCAUCCAUACAGUCUGGCUCCUCCCUGCAUUCCUCAUUCCUCCUCCAUACAGUCUGGCUCCUCCCUGCAUUCCUCAUUCCUCCUCCAUACAGUCUGGCUCCUCCCUGCAUUCCUCAUUCCUCCUCCAUACAGUCGCCCCUGAUUGGAUCCCUCUCUCGCCCUUGAUUGAGUUUCCUUGCUUUCCCUUUCUCUCAGAUGGUGACUGUUGCCUAAGAACAGCACUGACUUGGCAAGACAGGAACGUUGAUGUACGUUAAUGAUGUACGUUAAGUUGAAGAGAUGGGCGAGGUUUACGUUUUGGUUGUUUCUCUUGCAGUUGCGGAGCUCGUUCAAGCAGGCGUUCAGUAAGAAGAAGGGCAACAAGCCUCAGUCUCCCCACGAUGACAUCGAAGAGAUGACGGAUUCAUCGCUGCCGUCCUCGCCCAAGCUACAGCAUGCUAACAGACAGGACAGCUUUCCCCACACUCCUCUCCUCAGCCUCUACCACAGAGUGAGUAUACUGCAAUAUACACACACACGGCAGGUAGCCUAGCGGUUAGAGCGUUGGGUCAGUAACCGAAGGGUCACUAGUUUGAAUCCCCAAGCCGACAAGGUGAAAAAUAUGUCAGUUUGCCCUUGAGCAAGGCACUUAACCCUAAUUGCUCAAGGGUCACUGUUGAUAAUGGCUGACCCUGGCCGUAACCCCACUCUCCGAAGGUGUCUCGGGGGGGAGUUGGGAUAUGCAAAAAUCACAUUUCUAAUUCACACAUGCGUAUAAUACACACUUGUCUAUGUGAAAUGGUACAAAUAUAAGCACCCACCUAAUUAUUAUUAUUACACACACAGGCUACAUCCCAAUCUACAUACAUAACAUAAUUCAGCAUCUUCCAUUUCUUGGCACAAAUGUUGUUGUUUUCCUUCUGAAUUCACCUGGUCUUUUCUUUUAUGUCUCUUCUUGUUCACCUUGUUUCUCCAUUUCACAUGUCUGUCUAUCUGUCUGUCUGUACAGUAACAAGUGCUUCUGUGAUAGCAAGCCCCUCCCCAUGUGGAUGUCAAAGAGAAGCCUAAACGGUCAUGUGGUCUACAAGCACAGAUCUCGGUAACAGGCAGUGUGUGGCUGUCGGGGUGUGGAGUGCUUUCAUCAUGCAUCUCUCUUAACACCAUCAAAACUCAGCCUGCUUUUAUAUUUGGUUGUGUCCCAAAUGGCACCAUAUUCCCUAUAUUGUGCACUCCAGGACCCAUAGGGCUCUGGUCAAAAGUAGUGUACUAUCUAGGGAAUAGGGUGCCCUUUGGGACGCAACCUUUCUCUCACAAAUGGCCCCAAUUAGGCCACGACACAAACAUAUAAUGCACCAGAAAGUGAGCCGCGUACACAAAUAUUAAAAUCACUUGUUGCAGUCAUGGGAGGUUAUAUUAUAUUUCCGUGCUUACUGACACUGCUGGUGAAUUGGCCAUGUACGGAAGGCCCCUCCAUCUUGUUAAUAUCCUCAGCUGGCCUUGCAUUUGCCAGACAGUGACACAAGCAUGCUAGUUUAAUUCACAUCUGCUGUGUAUGGGCCAGCUGACAAGUUGGUUUGCCCUAAUUUCUUUGGAGGACCGCUGACAGGCUUUCCUAGCCGUGGCGGGUGAUGCUCAUGGUGUGGGUUUUGAAGUAAAUUUCCCCAUUUCAGAUCGUAAACUCAGCUGUGACCUGCAGAGUUUGAUAGUAGUGAAUGGUAGUAGUAGUAGUAGCAACACUGGGACUGUAGAUCGUCUUUGCUUGGUAUGCCAGAUGGAAAAUUCCUAUGAUGGAGGAUUCACUCAUCCCCAAUGCUCUCCUGAUCCCUGUGUGACCCCAUACCACCUGUGUGUAUGUGCGUUCGUUCGUUUUCUAAGUAUGUCUGCCAUAACGGUUUUCUACUGACUCCAAUGGAUCCUCUUUGGUUUUACUGUACAGCCGAGUUCUCUCUCUCUCUCUCCCUCGGGGGUUGAGGUUCCCUGGUUCCCUCGGUGGACACUUCCCAUGCCUGUACUGUACUGUAUGUGUACCUAUCCCUGUUUGAAGUAUUUCUAGCCUGUAUGUGUAACUAUCCAUGUUUGAAGUAUUUCUAGCCUGUAUGUGUAACUAUCCCUGUUUGUAGUAUUUCUAGCCUGUAUGUGUAACUAUCCCUGUUUGUGGUAUUUCUAGCCUGUAUGUGUAACUAUCCCUUUAUGUAGUAUUUCUAGCCUGUAUGUGUAACUAUCCCAGUUUGUAGUAUUUCUAGCCCUGUGACCCCUGUGUGACCCCUUGCAGGCUGUGUGAGUGCACGGAGGCGGAGGCGGAGAUCAUCCUGCAGCUGAAGAAUGAGCUGAGGGAGAAGGAACUGAAGCUGACAGACAUCCGCCUGGAGGCUCUUAGCUCCGCCCACCACCUGGACCAGAUCCGAGAGGCCAUGAACCGUAUGCAGGUGAGGAACCAGGUAGCCUGCUAAACGAAUGCACAACCCAAACCAUGGGGGACCACCAAUGUGAAUUAGCACUGAUUUAUAUAUAAAAUCUCUAAUUGUACAUAAAGCCUUCUAUUGUUGUGUUUAACACUAAUCCAGUCAUCUCUUAUCUGUUGUUUUAUCUGUAUGUAUAUUGUUUAUGCUGUAAAAAAUACUUCAGGAAGGAGACAUUAUUGGGUCGCACUCAGAGAGACCUGUUUCCCAGGGGCCAGUGAGCCGUGACACUACGCAGUUAGGGAGCUAAUACCAGUGUUUGGGGAUUGUUCUGGCUCUUUGAUGCCAUGCCAGGGGUGUCAGUGGGGGGUCAGGGAGAGGCUUGUGCCCGUCUCUUGCUCUCACCGGGGCCACGGAAGCCAACAAGCCGCGAUGGCACCGUGGUCAAUUUACAGUUUAACCACUCAGACCACUAAUUAGGCUUAGCUGUCAGUGGGGCUGGCUGUACCAUACACCCAAUCACCUUUCUGGUAGAGCACUGACAAUGAAGCUCGUGACAAAGUCCGGGGGGACAGUGGCUUGGCCGUUGAUGUCAACUCCCAUGACAAAACGGCAACAACUGGAGAAGUCAGCGCUCUCUCCUCAAAUGUGUAGAUAAUCUACCCAGGCCCUUAAUCUGGGGUUUAGACUUGUGAACAGCCCAGUACAAAGAGCUCUGGUGAGAUUAAAGGGGCUCUCACAGCCAACAAUGAGGCUAAUACUGAUCCACAAUGAUAACUAUGGCCAGUCUGAAUGAAAGGACAUUUCCAUAUUCUCCUAAUCGGUUUACCUCUCAGUAUAAUUAUUUUAUUUUACAUGGGGUUGGGCUGAGUUUCUGGAUUGCUCUAUAAAAGCGUCCAUUUGUGGUGAUGUCAUUGUCUCCCAACAGGUGGCGUAGGCCUACAUGAUGAGUUAUAACCAUAGAAAUAUAAUUACUAGACAGGACACUCAAUACGGUCACUGGUCCACCCAUCACAGAACAUCGACUUGAAUGGGAAUGUCCAUUCUGGUAAUUCUGUUUCAAUGGUUUAGAACAGCAUCUGUCAGGAAACGCCGACAGUGACAUUUAGAGUAUCCUCCUGAUGUUUAUUCUCUGUCUUUGGGCAGAACGAGAUCGAGCUGCUGAAAGCGGAAAACGACCGGCUCAAGACGGGAGGCACCACGCCAGCCGCCACACCCGCCAAGACGGGCCGGCCGCCCUCUGAGACUUCCAGCACAUCCUCGUCCUCCUCGCGACAAUCUCUGGGCCUGUCCCUCAACAACCUCAACAUCACAGACACCAUCAUGUCAGGUGAGCCACAGCUCUGGGCCUGUCCCUCAACAACCUCAACAUCACAGACACCAUCAUGUCAGGUGAUCCACUACAGCCCCAUGAAUCUACAACAUGACAGACCAUCAUGUCAGGUGAUCCACCACAGCCCCAUGACUCUACAACUCAGUAGAACAGUUUACAUUAUAUUCUCCUGGAUGAUGGUUUAGUAGAACAAUAUAGAAUAUAUUGUCCUGGAUGAUGAUGUAGUAGAAAGAUAUGCAAUAUAUUGUCCUGGAUGAUGAUUUAGUAGAAAGAUAUGCAAUAUAUUUACCUGGAUGAAGGUGAGCCACCACAGCACGUUUGUCCAUGAAGAGUUCCUGAAGUUGAAGUAACAUCUGCAUCAAUCAAGCAGACGUCAGAACAGAACUCCUCUGAGAGUUGUGAGACACAGAGACAGAGACAGAGUGAGAGAGAGAGAGAGAGAAAGAGAGAGAGAGAGAGAGAUUAAACCUUGUAUGCUCCUCUUCUCCGAGUCCGUCCUUGUCGAUGAGUGGAGCGCUCGUUGGUCUCCUCGUCUGUCCUGUAAUUAAAAUAGAACACUCUCAGAGGACUUUGGGGCUGUUUAAUUGAUGGGGGGAUGAGUUGGGAGCAGCAGCGCGUGGGAAGACGAGUGGCAGAGGGCCCUUAUCACCCCUGCACAGAGCCUAAGUGCCAGCAAGCCAGCCGAAUGCAAAGUAGGUCCCCUUCCUCCCCAGUUCAAUGGAAAUAAAGCAGAGAGAGAGAAAAAUAACCUGUUUAUAAUUCAUAUCUGGAGCUCCAAGCAAAGUAACUUUUCCAGCCUGACAACCAUGUCUUGCAAACAGGCAGAGGGACCGCUCUAUAUUACAUUUAGUCUCUGUUGUUUUUUCGUCUAUAUUUUGAUGACGCUUUUAUUACAGAGAUGUUUUUCCCCAAGAUUGUUUCCUCCCUUGAUAGAUAGUUGUGUUUGUGCCUACAGAUAUUCUCCUGGACGAUGGUUAUGAGGGCAAUCUACGCAAAGAGGGGCGCAGUGUCCGCAUUGUGGUUACAAUCAACAGUGGCUCUAAUAAGACAAGUACAAUAGAUCAGUGGAGAUUGGGGCCUAGAAGAAAAUGGAUCUAAAAGGUAGGUUAUUUGAGAUAGAAAAGACCAAAAAUAAUAGAAAAACGUGAUUCGGUGAGGCUACCCCCUCUCAAUAGAAGAUUUGGUACUCCCAGUGCGUACGAGCAACAGAUAACAGUUGGCUCUAGAUAAGACCAAUAACCUGCCUAAAAUCUCCACUAAUAUAGGACAGAUUGUAGACCUACAAAAGGCUGGAAGGGGGUACAAGACCAUCACCAAGCAGCUUUUUGGAGAAGGUGACAACAGUUGGUGCGAUUAUUCGCAAAUGAAGAAACACAAAAUAACUGUCAAUCUCCCUCGGCCUGGGGCUCCAUGCAAGAUCUCACCUCGUGAAGUUCUAAUGAUCAUGAGAACGGUGAGAAAAUCACCCCAGAAACUACUGGGAGGGUCUUGUCAAUGAUCUAAAGGCAGCGGGUCCAUAGUCACCAAGAAAACAAUUGGUAACACACUACGCCGUGAAGGACUGAAAUCCUGCAGCGCCCGCAAGGUCUCCUGCUCAAGAAAGCACAUAUACAGCCGUCUGAAGUUUGCCAAUGAACAUCUGAAUGAUUCAGAGGAGAACUGGGUGAAGUGUUGUGGUCAGAUGGAAACCCAAAAAAAAUCGAGUUAUUGGCAUCAACUCAACUCGCCGUGUUUGGAGGAGGAGGAAUGCUGCCUAUGACCCAAAAAACACCAUCCCACUGUCAAACAUGGAGGUGCAAACAUUAUGCUUUGGGGGUGUUUUUCUGCUAAGGGGACAGGACAACUUCACCGCAUCAAAGGGACGAUGGACGGGGCCAUGUACCCUCCAAAACUGGGUGAGAACCUACUUCCCUCAGCCAGGCAUUGAAAAUGGGCGUGGAUGGGGAUUCCAGCAUGACAAUGACCCAAAACACAUGGCCAAGGCAACAAAGGAGUGGCCCCAAGAAGAAGCACAUUAAGGGCCGGAGUGGCCUAGCCGUCUCCAGACCUUAAUCCCAUAAAAAACUGUGGACGGAGCUGAAAGGUUCGAGUUGCCAAACGUCAGCCUCGAAACCUUAAUGACUUGGAGAAGAUCUGCAAAGAGGAGUGGGACAAAAUCCCUCCCGAGAUGUGUGCAAACCUGGUGGCCAACUACAAGAAACGUCUGACCUCUGUGAUUGCCAACAAGGGUUUUGCCACCAAGUACUAAGUCAUGUUUUGCAGAGGGGUCAAAUACUUAUUUCCUUCAUGAAAAUGCAAAUCAAUUUAUAACAUUUUUGACAUGCGUUUUUCUGGAUUUUUUUGUUGUUAUUCUGUCUCUCACUGUUCAAAUAAACCUACCAUUUAAGUUAUAGACUGAUCACGACUGAUCACGUCUUUGGCAGUGGGCAAACGUACAAAAUCAGCAGGGGAUCAAAUACUUUUUUCCCUCACUGUAGGUGCCUAGAAUAACAAUGUGAGAAUCUUAUGCUGUCGUAUAAUCAGAUGCUUCGGUACCAGCGCUUGACUUGGGCAGGAACUCACCGGAGCCGAGUACCGGCACCUCAUUUUUUCUCCUGCUUGAGCUCCUGUUCCUCUCAUAAAACAUUAGCUCAAAAGUAUUGUGGAGCUCCUGCACCUUAAUAUAAACAGUACCGGCAACCAAAAUAAAUACCGGCAUCUAUUUCAGUCCAAGUCACUGUUCGGUGCAACAAUUUUGUCACUUAUUUUCAUUAAUGUCAAUCAAUCAAUCAAAUGUACUUAUAAAGCCCUUUUUACAUCAGCAGAUGUCACAAAGUGCUAUACAGAAACCCAGCCUAAAACCCCAAACAGCAAGCAAUGCAGAUGUAGAAGCACGGUGGCUAGGAAAAACUCCCUAGAAAGGCAGAAACCUAGGAAGAAACCUAGAGAGGAACCAGGAUCUGAGGGGUGGCCAGUCCCCUUCUGGUCUCUGACAUCCUACAUUUUCUAAUUCCCUAUCGUACACUCAGGGUAUGCAAAGCCAGGAGUACCUCAUUGGUUCCAUCGGCGUGAGCGGAAAGACCAAGUGGGAUGUGCUAGAUGGAGUAAUCAGACGAUUAUUCAAGGUAAAACCUCCAUCCCAUGCUCACCAUAUGAUCAAUCACUGACUGAACCCUGCAGACGAAAAACCAAAUAUGAAGCGCUCCAUUUCCAUAUAUAUAUAUAUUUAAGUGUGUAUAGCAGGAAUUUUAUGGGUGAAAGAUAGUUGAGUCAGACUCUAUUCUAAGUACAGUUAUUUGUGUCUUGCUUCUUGUUUUUAAUGAGGAAGUGUCAUGUUUAUUUCAAUAGUCACAGAAAGCUCAUGAUAUAUGGUUCUUCAUCUGUAUGAUUGACAGAAUAUUUAUUUGUUGUGGAAACAUAUAUGGAUAAACACUGAGAUAUUAGAUAGAAUGUGUCUUUAUCUUAAAAUCCUAUUUGGCCAUUUCCCCUCCAGGAGUAUGUGUUCCGGGUGGACCCACUGACCAGUCUGGGCCUGAACUCGGACAGUAUAGUGUGCUACAGGAUGGGUGAUGUGGUGCGAGCCCACGCCUCUGAACUGCCUGAAAUGCUGCCCUGUGGCUACCUGGUGGGGGACAACAACGUCAUCAGCGUCAACCUCAAAGGUACUAGGAUGGCCCAGACUAAUGGCAUGAUGCAUUUGACUGUUUCUAUUAUUGUGUGUUUAUGUAUUACUGUAUGUCCUACAUCCUUUUAAGGACAUGAACAAACACAUUUCCCCUUGCUGGGAUAAUAACGUUUAUUAAAUCAAAAUACCACAGAUAUAGGAAGGGCUUUGAGUCUUGACCAUAAGACCUGACCAGGAACAACCCAGGGCCCUAUCUAUAGGAUGGCACAUUUCCAACCAUGACAAAAUGGAACCCCAGAAGGUUUAAAUAGAAGGUCCAAAAGCUUCUUAAUCCUGACAUGACACUACCCUCAUGCACAUAGAAAAGCACUUCGGACACUUCAGUCAACUUUCUGCUCCUGAAUGGGCAAAGGUGGUGUUUUAAAUGGACUAACAUCAGCUUCCAUUUUUAUUCACCAGAGCAAAAAAGUAGACAACACGUCCUUUAUUUCACCUGCAUGUUGGCUGCUAUAUUCCUGUGGUUGUAAUGGCCGCUUCUCUCCCAUAGUCACAACAGUGGACAUCAGCAGGAAAAUGUAGUGGGCCAGGCCUGAACUGGGUGCCAUUGAAUCCGGUGUCAGCACUCUGCACUACAGUUGUGUUUUCACUGGAGGAGUAGUGUCCAAGCUCCCAUCCACAGUGAAUUAUAGUUAGUCUGCAGUCAUUGAAGCUGAAAUAUAGUUACUCUGCAGUCAUUGAAGCUGAAUUAUAGUUACUCUGCAGUCAUUGAAGCUGAAUUAUAGUUACUCUGCAGUCAUUGAAGCUGAAUUAUAGUUACUCUGCAGUCAUUGAAGCUGAAUUAUAGUUACUCUGCAGUCAUUGAAGCUGAAUUAUAGUUACUCUACAGUCAUUGAAGCUGAAUUAUAGUUACUCUGCUGUCAUUGAAGCUGAAUUAUAGUUACUUUGCAGUCAUUGAAGCUGAAUUAUAGUUACUUUGCAGUCAUUUAAGCUGAAUUAUAGUUACUCUGCAGUCAUUUAAGCUGAAUUAUAGUUACUCUGCAGUCAUUGAAGCUGAAUUGGAUCUAAACGACACUGUGUGAUCCAUCAUGAGAAAAGCUGCUUCAAUGUCACAUUUGAGUAGAGUGUGGCGGGGCCUAUCAUUCAACACGUCUUGGUGUUGGUUCUCCAUUUGAAUGGACGACUCUAAACAAACUCCUUUGCACCAUUCGUAUGCUUAUUGCUAACCAACACUUAUUUGUAGAAUGCCGGCCGAUGAGCUUGAGAUGGUCUCAUAAAUGUGAUUUAUUCCGCCAGGGUCUAUUAAAUGCAUCGCUAUUCAGCACUAAUGAAUUGUGUUUCAGGGACUGAUUUGUUGUGUAAUGUGGUGUGUUGCAGUACGGUCUAUAAUUGUUCACAUUUCAGUGUGACAAACUGCAAUUAGCUACACAACCUGAGCAGCUAUGUAUAUUAAAACAUGAAAUCACAGCCCACUGACCUGCAGCUGACUUCUGGGGCCGUAUCAAGCAUCAUAGAGUAGGAGUGCUGAUCUAGGAUCAUGUCCCCCCUGUCCAUGUAUUCUUAUUCAUUGUGAUCUAAAAGGCAAAACCGAUCCUAAAUCAGCGCUCAUACUCUGAGACACUUGAUACAUACGGCACCUGACGUCCCAGUCCGAUGUCCCAGAGAGUUGCACCAUAAACAAUAAUCAACUCGUCUUCCCAUUUCUCAUGAUUUAUUAUAUGUUAACAUAAUGGAUUGGCCAUCGCACUGUCACAAUGCAUUUCAUUAUUAGAAUGUAUGUGCUAUUACCUGAGUGAAUGAACUCACUUAAUUAAUUCCAUUUGUUUUAGAAUGGCAUGAAUUCUAUUCAGUCAACACAGGUUGUGAGAGGCUAUGAUCCAUACAGUAUACCGUUAGCAUGAUAAUAUCCUGUAUUAUUAGCACCUAGUAUCAUCAGACAAUCACGUCUCCCUGCAGGUGUGAAGGAGAACAGCAUAGACAGCCUGGUUUUUGACACCCUCAUCCCCAAGCCCAUCAUCCAGAGAUACCUCAACCUGCUCAUGGAGCAUCGCCGCAUCAUCCUCUCUGGCCCCAGCGGCACUGGGAAGUCAUUCCUGGCCAGCAAGCUGGCAGAGUUCCUCGUCACCAAGUCUGGUCGAAAGGUCACGGAGAGCAACUUGGCUAGCUUCAACGUGGACCAGAAAUCCAGCAAGGUAAGAAAACACUCAGCCAAGAGUAUUAAGGAGCUAGUCGCUAAGGAGUCGGCAUAUUUGUCUAUAAUCGCCUCGUUUGGCACUGUACAGUAUAUCAAGGACAGUGGUCCUAUUUCAAAGACAAAGUAGCACUUACUUACUGAAUAAUGGACACAUCUUUAAGCUCACUGUGUGUUGUUUCUGUGCAGGACCUGCAUCAGUACCUAUCCAGCCUGGCGGAGCAGUGCAGCUCUGAGGAGAGCGAGACGGAGCUGCCCACUGUGGUCAUACUGGACAACCUCCACCACAUCGGCUCGCUCAGCGACAUCUUCAACGGAUUCCUCAACUACAAGUACCACAAAUGGUGAGUGUAGCUCCACCCACCGGCACAUGAAGCAAGUCUAGCCGCUAUAGGAUGAUGAUGAUGGUGGUGGUGGUGAUGAUGGUGGUAGUGAUGAUGGUGGUGAUGAUGGUGGGGUAAUGAUGAUGGUGGUGAUGGUGAUGAUGUUGGUGAUGAUGAUGGUGGUGAUCAUGGUGAUGAUGGUGGUGGUGGUGAUGAUGAUAGUAGUGAUGAUGAUGGUGGUGAUGAUGGUGAUGAUGAUGAUGGUGGUGGUGGUGAUGGUGAUGAUGGUGGGGGUGAUGUUGGUGAUGAAGGUGAUGGUAGUGGUGAUGAUGUUGGUGGUGAUGAUGAUGGUGGUGAUCAUGGUGAUGAUGAUGGUAGUGAUGAUUGUGGUGACCAUGGUGAUGAUGGUGGUGAUGAUGAUGGUAGUGAUGAUGAUGGUGUUGAUGAUGAUGAUGGUGAUGGUGAUGAUGUUGGUGAUGAUGAUGGUAGUGACCAUGGUGAUGAUGGUGGUGGUGGUGAUGAUGAUGGUAGUGAUGAUGAUGGUGGUGGUGGUGGUGAUGGUGAUGAUGGUGGGGGUGAUGUUGGUGAUGAAGGUGAUGGUAGUGGUGACGAUGUUGGUGAUGGUAGGGGUGAUGUUGGUGAUGAAGGUGAUGGUGGUGGUGGUGAUGAUGAUGAUGGUGGUGAUGAUGGUGGUGAUGGUGAUUGUGUCUAACUCAAAUACAACAGUUAGAGUUAAUGUGUCUAUAGUGUGGUGUGGCAGUUUCACUGUGAACACUGAGAUUCUAUACCAACAACCAUGCCAUUCGUAUUCUAUUCAAGAUAGUUUACCUACUGUUCCCUGUUAAGCACAAUCACUGUUGUGAAAGGAAAGGUAAAUAUCCUUAUUGCCUGGCCCUGGUACGUAACUGCACUGUCCUCAGUAUAAUUGACUUGCAAAUUGUUCUGUGUUGUCUGCAGCCCAUAUGUGAUUGGAACCAUGAACCAGGGAGUGUCUUCCUCUCCCAACCUUGAGCUUCACCAUAAUUUCAGGUAUGUGUACCCUCACCAACACUCAGACCAGGAUUCAAAAGCUUCAUUUGCUCUUUGCUUUGUUUUUUCUGUGCAGACAACGUAUUCAAGCAGAUUUUUGCUAACUAACAUUAUUUUGGGGCCUUUUUCAACAAUAAGAUGUGCUGUGUUAUUUAAAAAAGGGUUACUUUUUUGUUGUUGUUGUUGGUAAAUCGGUUAAAAAUGAAUCAGUAGUCAAUAGUAGAACUACCAAUAAGAACAUUGUGAUUAUGUACAGUAUUUCAUCAGCAUUUCAUUCCUGCUUCCACUACUAGAAAUAAUAAUACCACCACCAGGUCUACUGCCAGAAAAUAGUUGUGUGGAUGUCUUUCAAACCAUUGAUCUGUCAGUCAACUUCAGAUAUUACAGAUUAGAAUGUAGAAGAAUACAUCUUUUAUAUCCUGGGAGCACAGUAAUUAAAGCUGCAAUAUGUUACUUUUUGGGUGACCAAAUUCACAGAGAAAUAUAGAUCUGUCAUUCUCAUUGAAAGCAAGUCUAAGAAGUGGUAGAUCUGUUCUAUGUGCGCUAUUUCUAUGCUUCCCGUUCUUAAGUUGAGUUUUUGCGUCUUUUACUUUGGUUUUGUACACCAGCUUCAAACAGCUGAAAAUACAAUAUUUGUGGUUAUGGGAAAGAUAUUUCACAGCGGUUUAGAUGGUACAAUGAUUCUCUAAGCUAUACUUCCUUGUUUUGUCACAUAAACUGAAAUUAGAUUAACUAUUAGAAUUUUUAGUAACCAGAAAAUGGCAGAGCGAUUUCUGCAUAGUGCAUCUUAAACUUGGCUAAUUAGCUUCACUAAUUUGACCUGAUUUAAAUUAGAGGCCUAACACACCUGGUCAUUUUUUACGUGACAUAUUUGAGAAGAUAAUGAGGUCUAAUGUGGCCACAGAUAUAUUUGUCAUUGGGUGCAAAAUCACUCAUUUAUUAACAUUUUCAUCACACUGUUACCAUGGAGUGUACAGUAAACAUCCCAGUAUUUCAUAAAAUGCCAGGAGGCCAAAUGUUGCACAACCUCCUUCCUGACUAUGAGAUGUGCAAGCCUCAGAACAUGCAGUCAUCUUUAUUAUGACAACUGACGACAGAGCAGUCAUCACCAAUGGGGCUUUAUUUGGGAUACAGAUUUCAAAUAUAUGCCAAACAUCCUUCCUUCAAAGGACCUUUCUAUGAAUGUAAUUUAAGGAAGAUCCAAAACAUCAUAAUUAUCUUUGGGCCAAACUUGCGUGGAAUUUCCCUAAUGCUGAAUUCCAAAUCGACCCCUAGUGUCAUUCUCCCUGGGCACACACAGAUCUGAAAGAAUUGUAUCGAGGUAUAAGAAACAUGGUGCUUCUUUCUUUUCGAUAGGCUGGUUGGAAUAACCACUAGAUCCAAUCAUUUCAGAUCUACCAGAAUCAUGUAGCGCUGUAGCCUCCAAUGCAGUCACAGCUGCUCCAUAGAGUGUGAUGUCUUACAUGAUGUCUCGUCAUCCUUCUCCGUGUCUCCAGGUGGGUGCUGUGUGCCAACCACACAGAGCCAGUCAAGGGUUUCCUGGGCCGAUUUCUGCGCAGGAAGCUGAUCGAGACGGAGAUCGACAGGAACAUGCGUAGCAAUGACCUCAUCAAGAUCAUCGACUGGAUCCCCAAGACGUGGCAGCACCUCAACGGCUUCCUGGAGGCCCACAGCUCCUCAGACGUCACCAUCGGUUAGACAAUGCGCACACGCACACUUUGAGUUCACAUAUUUCGAAUGAUAGUUUGACCAUUGCACAUAUGACACUUAAUAAGUGUAUUUUGGUGUUAUGACUUUGGCUAUGUGAGAUAAUGCCUUGCUCAAACUGAAAUGCCCUGCAUGGUUGAUCCGACGUCUGCAUUAGCCAUGCAGCAUUUACGGUGAUAUGGCCUCUGCAGAAGUCAGGGCCUUCAUACUUCUUGCGCUUCGCGGAGCAGCGCAGAGCUGUUGUCAGUGAGUUUGUGUUUAUACAGGACUUCCAGCCCCCACACACCGUCAACCUAUCAUGUCAAUGCGGAGCUAUACAGAGCCCUCCGCAUUGUAAAAAAAAAUUGAGAGGCGCAUGGCGAUGCGGUACAGAGCUCAAUUUGGCUUCUGCGUGCCUCCGUAGGCUCCGCAAUUGCGUCACAUCAUCCAUACGGAGCCUCUGACCACAUUUUCCAAUCAAGCAUAAAUUGUCUCUGACCCCACCAACCACACUGAAUGUGUUGUGUUCUGCCUACAGGUCCCAGGCUCUUCCUGUCCUGCCCUAUGGAUGCAGAUGGCUCGCGGGUGUGGUUCACUGACCUAUGGAACUACUCCCUGGUGCCCUACCUGCUGGAAGCCGUUAGAGAAGGGCUCCAGGUGGGUACAGACGGAGGUCAAAGGACACAAAGUAGAGGUGUACUGGUGUAGGGUGAAGUAGCCCCUAUCAUCAGCGUCUAUGAUUUCUCCCUUCGCUUAACUCAUUGCUUGUUUUGUGGCCACCAUUACAGCUGUACGGCAAGAGGGCGACGUGGGAGGACCCGUCCAAGUGGGUGAAGGACACCUACCCCUGGAGAUCUGCCUCCUUGCAGCACGACAGCCAGGCCCUGCUCCAGUUACGGCCAGAGGACGUGGGCUACGACGGCUACUGCUCCACCAAAGAGGGCACCUCCUCCAAACAAGUGUCCCAGAGCGACACGGAAGGAGACCCACUGGUAAGGAGAAAUUAAAACAAAGCCCUGAAGGUCCAGUAUGGGGAUUUCAUUUCAUUUCUGAAGAAGGCCACUGAAGGCCGAAACGUCAAUCUUUUAAACGUUGAAAGUCUAAUAAAACUACGUAUUUUUAAUGGUGAGUGAGCGUUGCACCUUUUCCUGUCCAAUUAUUUAAUUUAGUUCAAUCAUGUUUCAGAGCACCGUGUCAGCGUUAAACAUUAUUGAAGAUAAUUAAGUUGCUGCACUGAACCCUUCUUUCAGCAUUUCAGUAUUACAGUCCUAGGACUGAGCACCACUUCUUGGUUAGAGAGCCAGCACACCACAAUUAUUAAUAUAUACAUCUUGGUUAGAGAGCCAGCACACCACAAUGAUGAAGAUAUACAUCUUGGUUAGAGAGCCAGCACACCACAAUGAUGAAGAUAUAAAUAUUGGUUAGAGAGCCAGCACACCACAAUUAUGAAGUUCUAACUCUAAUAGCUGAUGUUAGUGACCGUUUUAUUUGUACAGUGAUAAAAAGUAUUUGAUCCCCUGCUGAUUUUGUACGUGUCACGCCCUGGCUCUGGGGACUCUGAAAUGUUGAGCCAGGGUGUGGAUUUUCUAUGUUUAGUUUUCACUGUGUAGCUUCUAUGUUGUGUUUUCUAUGUUUUGGUUUCUGUUCUAGAUCGUAUAGAUCUAUGUUGGGCAGGGUGGUUCCCAAUCAGAGGCAGCUGUUGCUCGUUGUCUCUGAUUGGGAGCCAUACUUAGGUAGGCUGUUUUCAUCUGUUCUUUGUGGGAUCUUGUUCCGUGUUGGUUUGUGUUAGACCUAGGACGUCACGUUAUCGUUUGUUGUUUUGUUGGUCGUGUGUACACUUAAUAAAAUAAGUAUGUUUGCAUUACACGCUGCACCUUGGUCCUCCUCCUUCGACGAUCGUGACAGAAGAUCCCACCACACCAGGACCAAGCAGCGUGUCCAGGAGCACACGCAGGAGGUAACAUUAGUAGAUGUCCUCCUCGGUUGGGGGCAGAUUACGGAGGAGGAGGCCGUCCGUUGCCGGAGGGCUAUGAAGGGGGAGACCCAGGCAGGAGAGGAGAAGCGGCGCCAACCGGGCCGUGGUCGGACAGGCGAGAGGCACCCCCAAAAAAUGUUUAGGGGGGGGCACAUGGCAUGGACGACGGGGCAGCAGGAGGCAGCUACAGGGCGUAUUGGGGGAUUAGGAGAGGAGGCCACCGGGUUUGGGGGGCCGGAGGGGAGGCUGGCGGAGCCUAGAGGUAGAGCAGAGCCAACUCCCCGUACUCAGGCAUGGCAGCGUGAGACUGGGCAGGUUCCGAGGGAUGCGGAGCUGCGUACUGUGCCGCGAGUGGUCCGGCACAGUCCGGUACGUCCUGUGCGAGCACCCCGCACGUGUCGUGCGAAGGUGGGCAGGCAGCCAGGACGGAGUGUGCCGGCUCAGCGCUCGUGGCCUCCAGUGCCCCUCCUCGGUCCCGGAUAUCCUGCGCCAGUGUCACGUGCUGUUAUGCCAGUACGUGUACACAGCCCUGUACGUCCUGUGCUGAUGCCUCACACAGAGUGUGUGAAGGUAGGCAUUCAGCCAGGACGGGUUGUGUCAGCUCUUCGCUCCAGGCCUCCAAUCCGUCUCCACAGCCCGGUCCGGCCCGUUCCUGCUCCCCGCACUAAGUUAAUGGUGCGCAUCGUCAGCCCGGCCCGGCCUGUUCCUGCUCCCCGCACCAAGCCAAUGGUGUGCAUCGUCAGCCCGGCCCGGCCCGUUCCUGCUCCCCGCACCAAGCUAAUGGUGCGCGUCGUCAGCCCGGCCCGGCCUGUUCCUGCCACUCGCACCAAGCCUACGGUGCACGUCGCCAGCCCGGUCCGGCCUGUUCCUGCUCCCCGCACCAAGCCAAUGGUGCGCGUCGUCAGCCCGGUCCGGCCCGUACCUGCUCCAGCCACCAAGCCAGGGGUGCGCGUCAUCAGCCCAGUCCGGCCCGUUCCUGCUCCCUGCACCAAGCCAGGGGUGCGUAUCGUCAGUCCGGUCCGGCCCGUUCCUGCUCCACGCACCAAGCCAGGGGUGCGCGUCGUCAGCCCAGUCCGGCCCGUUCCUGCUCCCCGCACCAAGCCAGGGGUGCGCAUCGUCAGUCCGGUCCGGCCCGUUCCUGCUCCACGCACCAAGCCAGGGGUGCGAGUCGUCAGCCCGGUCUGGCCCGUUCCUGCUCCACGCACCAAGCCAGGGGUGCGAGUCGUCAGCCCGGUCCGGCCCGUUCCUGCUCCACGCACCAAGCCAGGGGUGCCCGUCGUCAGUCCGGCACAACCCGUGCCUGGGUCACCGGUGCCGGGUCAGGUACUGGUCAGCUGCUCCACAUCGGAGCCUAAGCAAUCCGCUCCACCGAUGUCCAGUCCAGCUCCAGCCAGCGGGGCCAGACCGGACCAGGGGCGCUACGGGGGGAUUGUUGGAGGGUGGUGGUCAAGCCCGGAGCCGGAACCGCCUCCGAGGAGGAAUGCCCACCCAGCCCUCCCCUGUUCGGUUAUGUUUAGGCGCGGUCGCAGUCCGCGCCUUUGGGGGGGGGGGGUACUGUCACGCCCUGGCUCUGGGGACUCUGAAAUGUUGAGCCAGGGUGUGGAUUUUCUAUGUUUAGUUUUCACUGUGUAGCUUCUAUGUUGUGUUUUCUAUGUUUUGGUUUCUGUUCUAGAUCGUAUAGAUCUAUGUUGGGCAGGGUGGUUCCCAAUCAGAGGCAGCUGUUGCUCGUUGUCUCUGAUUGGGAGCCAUACUUAGGUAGGCUGUUUUCAUCUGUUCUUUGUGGGAUCUUGUUCCGUGUUGGUUUGUGUUAGACCUAGGACGUCACGUUAUCGUUUGUUGUUUUGUUGGUCGUGUGUACACUUAAUAAAAUAAGUAUGUUUGCAUUACACGCUGCACCUUGGUCCUCCUCCUUCGACGAUCGUGACAGUACGUUUGCCCACUGACAAAGAAAUGAUCAGUCUAUAAUUUUAAUGGUAGGUUUAUUUGAACAGUGAGAGACAGAAUAACAACAACAAAAUCCAGAAGAACGCAUGUCAAAAAUGUUAUAAAUUGAUUUGCAUUUUAAUGAGGGAAAUAAGUAUUUGACCCCCUCUCAAUCAGAAAGAUUUCUGGCUCCCAGGUGUCUUUUAUACAGGUAACGAGCUGAGAUUACGAGUACACUCUUAAAGGGAGUGCUCCUAAUCUCAGUUUGCUACCUGUAUAAAAGACACCUAUCCACAGAAGCAAUCAAUCAGAUUCCAAACUCUCCACCAUGGCCAAGACCAAAGAGCUCUCCAAGGAUGUCAGGGACAAGAUUGUAGACCUACACAAGGCUGGAAUGGACUACAAGACCAUCGCCAAGCAGCUUGGUGAGAAGGUGACAACAGUUGGUGCGAUUAUUCGCAAAUGGAAGAAACACAAAAUAACUGUCAAUCUCCCUCGGCCUGGGGCUCCAUGCAAGAUCUCACCUCGUGGAGUUGCAAUGAUCAUGAGAACGGUGAGGAAUCAGCCCAGAACUACACGGGAGGAUCUUGUCAAUGAUCUCAAGGCAGCUGGGACCAUAGUCACCAAGAAAACAAUUGGUAACACACUACGCCGUGAAGGACUGAAAUCCUGCAGCGCCCGCAAGGUCCCCCUGCUCAAGAAAGCACAUAUACAUGCCCGUCUGAAGUUUGCCAAUGAACAUCUGAAUGAUUCAAAGGAGAACUGGGUGUGGUCAGAUGAGACCAAAAUUGAGCUCUUUGGCAUCAACUCAACUCGCCGUGUUUGGAGGAGGAGGAAUGCUGCCUAUGACCCCAAGAACACCAUCCCCACCGUCAAACAUGGAGGUGGAAACAUUAUGCUUUGGGGGUGUUUUUCUGCUAAGGGGACAGGACAACUUCACCGCAUCAAAGGGACGACGGACGGGGCCAUGUACCGUCAAAUCUUGGGUGAGAACCUCCUUCCCUCAGCCAGGGCAUUGAAAAUGGGUCGUGGAUGGGUAUUCCAGCAUGACAAUGACCCAAAACACACGGCCAAGGCAACAAAGGAGUGGCUCAAGAAGAAGCACAUUAAGGUCCUGGAGUGGCCUAGCCAGUCUCCAGACCUUAAUCCCAUAGAAAAUCUGUGGAGGGAGCUGAAGGUUCGAGUUGCCAAACGUCAGCCUCGAAACCUUAAUGACUUGGAGAAGAUCUGCAAAGAGGAGUGGGACAAAAUCCCUCCUGAGAUGUGUGCAAACCUGGUGGCCAACUACAAGAAACGUCUGACCUCUGUGAUUGCCAACAAGGGUUUUGCCACCAAGUACUAAGUCAUGUUUAGCAGAGGGGUCAAAUACUUAUUUCCCUCAUUAAAAUGCAAAUCAAUUUAUAACAUUUUUGACAUGCGUUUUCCUGGAUUUUUUUGAUGUUAUUCUGUCUCUCACUGUUCAAAUAAACCUACCAUUAAAAUUAUAGACUGAUCAUUUCUUUGUCAGUGGGCAAACGUACAAAAUCAGCAGGGGAUCAAAUACUUUUUUCCCUCACUGUAUGUAAAAUAGAGUGAUAUGAAAAGAGAGUUUGACGUUUACUGAAGCUAAGUGAAGUAAUAAAAGAAGACCAUGUUGGUGGACAUAUGGUUGUAUCUUUUUUUAUGGGGAAGACUACGUGUAAAAAAAAUAUAUAUAUAAAUAAAUAAUAAUAAAAUACAAUAAAAAGAGACAUCAUUGAGUAAAGGUGGAAGCUAGUUUCCAAGGAUACCAACGACAAACGUGAUUAUCUUUUGAAAGAAGAAAAGAGAAAGGGGGAUUUAAACACACAACCCAUUUAGCUCUGAAGGGGGGGUUUACACACACAACCCAUUUAGCUCUGAAGGGGGAUUUAAACACACAACCCAUUUAGCUCUGAAGGGGGGGUUUACACACACAACCCAUUUAGCUCUGAAGGGGGAUUUAAACACACAACCCAUUUAGCUCUGAAGGGGGGAUAUAAAUACACAACCCAUUUAGCUCUGAAAGGGGGAUUUAAACACACAACCCAUUUAGCUCUGAAGGGGGGAUUUAAACACACAACCCAUUUAGCUCUGAAGGGGGGAUAUAAAUACACAACCAAUUUAGCUCUGAAAGGGGGAUUUAAACACACAACCCAUUUAGCUCUGAAGGGGGGAUUUAAACACACAACCCAUUUAGCUCUGAAAGGGGGAUUUAAACACACAACCCAUUUAGCUCUUAAAGGGGGAUUAAAAACACAACCCAUUUAGCUCUGAAAGGCGGAUUUAAACACACAACCCAUUUAGCUCUGAAAGGGGAUUUAUACACAUAACCCAUUUAGCUCUGAAAGGGGGAUUUAAACACAAAACCCAUUUAGCUCUGACAUUUCAGCAGCUCGUUAUUCGGAUGACUACACUUUAAUUCCACUUUGUGCAUGAUAACCGGUGCGGUGGGCGAUUCCUGGGGAGUUGAAUAGGAAUGGGCUUUCUCUGCUGGCCACUUAAUCCUCAACACAUUACUGUGUAAUCAUCAGAGUAGGCCUGCACGGAGCUGCCCAGCCCUGGCCGCUCGCCACUUUAUAGGCCCACUAGGACCAUUACAGGGAACAUGAAGACCUCUGUGCCAGGUGCUUUCCAUAUAUGGUAGGAAUGGGUCACUCCGUUCCUCAGGGGCUCAAGGAUCGGCUGGUUUUUCAUCUUUCUUUUAAAACCACGUCUGAUGUAGACCUGAGGAACCAGGUGUGUGCACUUGUGUGCAAUUAAGCGUGAGGCAAGUGGGAAAAUCAGCUGACACUCGGGGCCCCUGGUGUCUAUCCCUGAGAAAGGGCCACUGCAAUGUCACCUUAAUGAUAAACUUCCCACCAAUGAUAAUACCCUGUCUAAUACCUCAUAGUUCUGAUAGUGGACUUUGAAUAGCUAUGUGGUGUUGUCUCUCUUUUUGUUAACCAGUCUUUUUAUUGGUUGUGUGUUUUCUGUGUUUUCCAGAUGAACAUGCUAAUGAGGCUGCAGGAGGCGGCCAACUACUCCAGCGCGCAGAGCUGUGACAGCGACAGCGCCAGUCACCAUGACGACCAGCUGGACUCAUCGCUGGAGUCGACGCUCUAGACAAGAGCUCGGAGAGGAGACUUCAGAUGGAGUGACGGAGCGGAGCACUUUUCAGCAUGGCGUCAGUGUGGCGUCAGCGAGACGUGGCGGCUCGAACGCUUCCAGGCACCCCACACAUAAGACAGAGAGAUGUGUGUAGUCAGGAGAUGUCUGUUAGGGGGGGUCGGGGGGAGUAAACCCUCUUUGACAAAAUGGAGGAGAGUUUUGGUGGUUGAGACACAUUUCUCAAUUUCUCCACUGGAUGUGGCAUCCCAAGAUGCAGGCUGCACGUACACAGUGAGAGACAAUUAUGUCUGUAGUUCUACACCAUAAAACUGGAAUUGACAUUGUAGUUUUAUUUAUGUUGAUUCACGGUUGUUGUAUUAAUUACAGAUGUUUACAAGGGCAAAUUCUGGUUUUGUUUACUAUGGUGCUGAACAAAAAAGGCACACAUCCCUCCCGUCAAACUCUGACCUCAGACGAGCCACAUGGUGCUGGUCCCGUGCCUAAACCUGUCCCUGGUUUACAGGCAACGCCAAGACCCUUGCUACCCCACUCGCCAACAAGCACAAAAAGAGCAUUGUGUGUCGUCCAACCAACUGCUACUGUGAAAGAAUGGGCGAGUGCCAAUGUUACCGUUUGAUUUACUGCCAAGUGCACCGUGACGCGUCCGUCCACAUCCGCAAACAGAGUCCUUUUGGGCUUUUCACACUAGCAGACCAGUUGUUCACCCCUUUCCUUAAAAGAUCGACAGCACUAUACCAACAGAUGGGUGCUAAAGUGAGUGAUGGCUCCUUCAAUCCAAGGGCCAGGUCAAGAACAAGCCUGAUAUUGGUGCUUUCUAACUGCAAAGCUGUGUGAUACAGGUGGUGUAUUACUUCAGCCUCCCUGCUGACCAUCCUGAGUGGAUAGGGAAUUGACAGGAACACACACUUCCUGACACACAACCAUUCAAAUGAAGUUGUCCCAUAUCGUCUCAGUGGGUGCUUUAAUCUUAGUAUAGUAAAGGAGAGUUUUAUAACUACUUUUAGGCCAACAUUUCUCACAAAUCCUGUCAAAAAGUAUGUUGCCCAAAACCCUACACUUUUGUUUCUGACAGUAAUAUUGUACAAGCAUAAUGGCUGUAUUUGCAAGUAGAACUGACCAAUUGUAUAAAAGUUCAAAGGGGUGGGCAUUUAUUUGUUGUUGCUUUUACCCAGUUGAGCUGGGUUCACUUGAACUGUCAUGAGCACAACCCGACCCUUUUGAUUUUAUAGCCUAAGGAGCAUGUUUUAAGCUUUCUAGGGGGGAACAUUUGAAGGAGACUUUUACUUUUACAUAACAGCGUGUGUUAGGGACAGAAGCCAUUUUGGAUUUUGAUUGUCCUUCCUCCAUUAAUGAGUGGGUUGGUUUUGCACAGUUUGAGUGGGGGUGGGGGUGUAAAUAAUAAAGUAUUGCACAGUGAAUCAGAGAUGCAUUCUUCCCUGUUGAUGUUAUAUUACGCUUCACUCGCUGAGAAUUAUUGUACGUUGCAAAAAAAAUACAAAAUAGAAAUGCAAAAACCAACAAGCUGUCAGAAACAGGUGUAUGUCUUGUGAUGAUUGGUUGUCUUGGCUAUGCAGGAGGCAUACGAUGUACAGAUAUUUUUUUUUAAAUAACGCUGUAUAUUAAUGUUCACAAAAUCACUGAUUUGGGGAGCAGAAAAUUCAAUUUAUCAAGAAAAGCAAAUCUGGUCAUUGUCACAGCUUUCCCUUUUGUGUAUUCUCUGGAACUAGUAUUUGGUUACUCAUCCCCCUAGUCAACAGGCGAAAAUUCACUUCACAAAGCAUUACACUGUGACAUUUAUUCACUUCCCAAAGCAUUACACUGUAACAUUUCUGAAAUUACUUUAAUUCAGUCUUGUAUUCACCGGUUUUAGUAGAAUCCAAUUUUUUUGUCAUCCCAUUCCGAGGUACUGUUUGCCUGCUGUUGUGCUAUUUACAAUUCCAAAUAACAGGUGCUACUGGUCAACUAAAUCUAUCAGAUUCCAUUUUCUGCAGACAAUGUUGUCACAACCUCAGGA